CUUGUCCUACGAGAGUUAAUGUAACUCUUUCCAUACUGGUGAGUUGACCAACCCUUUGUUAUUUCCAAUCUGGCUCAUGGGGCAUUAUUUUAUUGCCCUCCUGUUCUCUAAGAAACAUCUUACUUACCUGCUCUCUACCAUAUCAUCAAAUUUAAUUUGGAUUUGUUAAUAUUUAAACAUUUGUCAUAGUUGCUAAAUUAAAAGAUGCUCUCCAUAUGCUGUAUGUAUGUAUAGUGUGUGUUGCUAACUCAUAGCACAUAUGGUUAUCCAUGCUGUGUUUUUAGUCAGACGCACCACUUAUCUUCUAAGACCAUGCACACAUUGAAGGUUUGUCAACAUCGCUGAAUGCAAUCUAUAGAUGCCAUGUGCUUGAUUGUGAAUUCAGGAUUUAUAAAUGCACACUAGUUCAUGAUUACCAGGUGUGAGGUUUUUGUCAUAUAAGCUUGGACUUCUAAACGAAAAAGUUUAACGAUGGCCGUCCCAUCUAUAAAGGGACACUAUAGUCACCAGAACAACUACAGCUUAAAGCUGUUAUUCUGGUGUGUAUAGUAUGUUCCUGCAUGCAUUUUCAUGUAAAUAAUGCAUUUUCGGAGAAAAGGCAGUGCUUAAAUUACUGCAUAGGGAUGCUUCCUGGGUCAGUGCUGCACAUCUCUUUAAGGAGAUGCUGAUUGGCACAGAGUGGUGGUUUGUAGUUUGCUGCAUGUGUUCAUUAGCCUUCCAAUGCUUUUCUGAGGGAAAGAAUUGGAUUGGCUGGUAUUGUCAAUUUUAAUGAUCUCAGUCAGGGAGGUGGAGCGAGGGCGGGGCCAGUACCUGCGGACUUGUGUGGCGCUGAAAAAGGGUAUUAACUAGACUGAGAAUUAGUUGCAGUUUGGAGUUAUACAAAUCUCUAAUUCCUUAAAGCAGCACUGUCAUGCUGAACUUACCUUUCCUCAAUCUCUUCCUCUUCUCCCCCUCUCUCAGGAUCUGCUCUUCUUUUCCUCCUGUCGUCUUUAGUUUUCUUUAAGCCUUGUGGAGGUUUCCUCCGCUUGACCAGCAGAGGAGCAAAGUGUGCUUCAUUUCCGCUGGUCAGAGCAAUUUUCCCAUAAUUCUUACCUUUCCUCUGUGAUCUCACGAUGCUUCCUGUCAUUUUAGACGAAACUGCCGAAUUGCGUUCUAACUGAAUGAGAACAGUAUGUUCGUUUGUUUUAGAACGCAAUUCGUCACUUUGUUCGUAUUGGAAUUUCAUUCUAAUGAAUGAAACUCCGAUUCAAUUUGUCUAGCAUGUCUAGUAAACAGUAAACCGCCCCCCCCCUCCCACCUGUCCUCCCCCCCUGCGCGGUGGGUGGGGGCAAUAACACAAUAAAUGACAAUGGGGGGGACCUAUUGUCCUACCCCCCCGGCCCCAACACCUGGGCGACGGGUGGGGGCCCUAAAUGACAAUGGGGGGGCUACUGUCCUCCCCCCCCGGUCCCCACCCCUGUGCGGCGGGUGGGGGCCCUAAAAAAACAAUAAAGGGGGGGAUCUACUGUCCUCCACCCUGGCCCCCACCCCUGAGCAGUGGGUGGGGGGGACCUACUGUCCUCCCCCCCUGGCCACCACCCCUGAGCGAUGGGUGGGGGCCCUAAAAAAAAAUAAGAGGUGGAGCGGCGGGUGGGGGCCCUAAAUGAAAAUUCACCCCCACCCCAAUCAAGGUGACUAGAGGUCCCAAGCCCCUAGUCAACCCCCCCACCCAAAUAAAACUAUCCCAUGCUGUUUAAAAUGACACAGACCACUCUGAUUGGAUGGAUUUCAAGCCAGACUGGUGGGCUUGGAAUCUAACCACUGUUUAGUAGACAUACCCCUACUCACGGUAUAGCGAGUAGGGGCAUUUAUGCUAUUAUGGGGGUCAUAUGGGGGUCAUAUUGACCCCUAUAGAGUGAGGGACUACAUGGGGGGCUUAGCAAGUGGUGGGGAGCACAGCUCCCUGCCGCUUCUAUCUUUACAUAUUACAAGGAGGGAGCUGCGCGCCGGUAGCUCCCUCCUUGUAAUAAACUGAAUGAACAAAUGAACACUGAUACCCAGUGUUUGUUUGAUCGUCUAACAAUGCUAUUCAUUCAUUCGUCUUUUUGACGAAUGAAUGAAUAGAUGAAAUUACCGUUCGCAUGUCCAAGUGUUUAACUGGGCAUGUGUGGGAAUCUCACAGGCUAUCUAGUGUGGGCAGAUGACGUGUCCCACAGGACUUCCUCUACCCACAUAAAGAUGGCGGCGCCCUGAAUAUAAAUCCGGGCAGAAAAUAAAGAAUAAAAAAUAGGUAAUCUGGGGGGCUUAGGGGCAUUUGGUGGUGACUAGGGGGGGGUUAAAAAAAAAAAAAAACAGGAUUGGGACAUGACAGUGCCGCUUUAACCCCAAGCCGAAAUGAGCAUGUUCAUUUAUGUUCAUAAUUUUUUAUUCCGCCUGUGGUAGGUAAUUAAUGGUUUGGGGACAGUCACUAAAUGCUUAUUCGAGCAGGACCUUCUUGACCUCAAAAUAUACUGUUCACUAUUUGCUGCGGAAUAUAAUUGAUAAUAUAUUAUGUAUAUAUUUUGCAGUACACGAAUCAAGGUUUUAGGUAUUAAAAUUCUGCCAAAGUCAAAACAACAUACGGCUAAAAUUCAGGGAAUUGUAAAAAUGUUUACGUGUUGUUUUUUUUUUUUUUUUAAUUACCCACAUUUUGUUUCUGAGCCAGAGACAUCGACAUCCUUAUGGGAGAUUUCAAUGCCAACAUUGGACCCAACAACACAGGGUGGGGGCCCUAAAAAAAGUCAUGGGGAUAAACAGGCUGGGUGUGAUGAACGAUAAUGGGGAGAGAUUUGCGGAAUUGUGUGCGCUCAAAAACCUGGUCAUUGGAGGUAGCAUAUUUCCUCACAAGCGGAUCCUCAAAAACACCUGGGUAUUACUGGAUAGUGUGACAGAAAACCAGAUUGACCACAUCUGCAUUAAAAAGAAGUUUAUAAGAUCCCUGCAGGAUGUUAGAGUUAGAAGAGGAGCAGAUGUGACGUCCGACCACCACCUAGUAGUAGCCAGCAUGCAGCUGAUGUUAAAGAAGAACUGGAAGGAAACAACACUGUGUAGAGUGAAGUAUGAUGUCCGCUGCCUAAGGAUCACCAGCGUCAGGGAGGAGUUUGGACUUCAGAUGAAGAACAAGUUCAGUUGAAGAACAAGAGCUGAGUUGCACGAGAAAGAGGAAAGAAGUGGCGUACAGGCCCGCUAGCAGACAAAAAAAGACACUGAGAACAGCCUGUCAAAAAGUGGUCGGAGCAAAGAAACAUCACCACAAAGAGUGGAUCACAGCUGAGGACUAGGGCAGAAAAAGCCAAGCCCCAAGUGGAAUAUGCAGAAGCCGUGAAGAAGAGCAUUAGGAACGACAAGAAAGACUACAUAGAUGGACUGGCAGCUGAAGCAGAACAGGCAGCAUACAACAGCAACAUGAAACAGCUGUACGACAUGACUAAGAAACUGUCUGGGAAGUACAGCAAGCCAGAACUACCUGUCAAGGACAAGGAGGGAAAGGUCAUCACAGGACAAACGCAGCAGAUGAAUUGAUGGACUGAACAUAUUGAGGAGCUCCUGAACAGACCAGCACCACCAAAUCCACCAGACAACCCAUCAACUGCAGCAAGCCGACUAGAGAAGAGAUCGGGAAGGCCAUCACCCUGAUGAAGAACAGAAAGGCAGCUGGACCUGAUGACAUACCAGCAGAGGCCCUGAAGUCAUCAGUGGAGAUGCUGUACCCACUCUUCAAGAAGAUCUGGGAGGAAGAAGAGAUAACGACUGAUUGGAAAGAGGGUUAUCUAAUCAAGCUUCCAAAGGAAGGUGACCUCAGCAACUGUAGCAAUUACAGAGGUAUCACACUCCUGUCAGUACCAGGCAAAGUCUUUAACUGGAUCCUCCUAGAGCGGAUGAAGGAUGUAGUCAAUCCACAACUAUGAGAUGAACAAGCAAGCUUCCAGCAGAAUUGAUCAUGCAUGGACCAGAUUGCAACGCUGUGCAUCAUAGUCGAGCAGUCCUUGAAGUGGAACUCAUUGCUGUACAUUAACUUUUUUGACUAUGAGAAGGCGUUUGACAGUGUGGAUCGAGAGGUCCUAUGGAAGCUCCUCCGGCAUUACGGCAUCCCAGCCAAGGUGGUCAACCUGAUCAAGAGCUCAUAAGAGGGAAUGACCUGCAGAGUGAUCCACGGAGGACAGCUUACCAAUAGCUUCCAGGUGAUGACUGGAGUCCGAUAAGGAUGCUUGUUAUCCCCGUUCCUCUUCCUCAUAGCCAUUGACUGGAUCAUGAAAACAUCCACCAGCGAACGCAGAAAUGGAAUCCAGUGGACCUUGUGGAGUCAACUGGAUGACUUGUAUUUUGCCGACGACCUCACUCGUCUCUUCCACAGCCAGCAGCAGAUGCAAGAGAAGAUCAGUGUGUUGGCAGCUACAUCAGCACAGGUUGGAUUCAUCAUCCACAAGGAGAAGACCAAGAUCCUUAAGAUCCUUAAGACCAACUUCAGCAACAUCAACCCAAUCACCCUAAAUGGAAGUCCCCUGGACCAAGUACAGUUCUUUACCUACCUGGGCAGCAUCAUCGACCAGCAAGAUGGAACAGAUAAAAACCAAUGUGUGAGCGCUAUAAAAUCUAAUACAGAUAGUAUGGCAGCGCUCAAAAUUACAAUGCACAAAAAAUGUGUAAAGAAAAACAAUAGUUACCAAAAAAAGCGCGCUAAAUUAAUCUGUAAAUAUAUAAAAAAAUAAAAAAAUAAUAGUGCAGCAUAAUACACAGCAUAACAGAAUCAUCAGUGGACAUAUCUUCUGGAAUAUCUCUGUGUGGGGAUAUCCCCUCUCCAAAGGAGCCUUGCAAACCCAGGGCCAGGGGUGAUAGGGCUCUGGGAUAUGUGAGUUUUUUUCCCUCAGAUUUUUCUUUAUUUUAUAUUAUUAUAUACUCAGAUGGUCUGCACUUUUUUUUUUAUAUAUUUACAGAUUAAUUUAGCGCGCUUUUUUUGGUAACUAAAGAUGGAACAGAUGCAGAUGUCAAGGCAAGGAUCGGCAAAGCAAUGGUCGCCUUCAUCCAGCUCAAGAACAUCUGGGCUUCCAGAGAGCUAACCUUGACCACCAAAAUCCAACUGUUUAACUCCAAUGUGAAGUCAGUACUGCUGUACGGGGCUGAAACCUAGAGGACAACCAAAACCAUCAACCUCAGAAGGAUUCUCCACAUUCGCUGGCAAGACACUAUCAGUAACACCAACCUAUGGGGAAGGAGCUGCCAAUUUUCAGCAGAGGCAGAAAUCUGGAAGAGAAGAUGGGGCUGGAUAGGGCAUACCCUAUGCAAACCACCAACCAACAUCACUAGGCAGGUUCUCAGGUGGAACCCCCAAGGAAAGAGGAAGAGAGGCCGUCCAAAAAAAACACCUGGCGACACGACCUCGAGGCAGACAUCACAAGGAUGGGCCACACCUGGAGUCAACUAGAAAGAAUGGAAAGGACAAAAGUCUCUGUAGUUUUACCUUUGGUGGCCCAUACCCUGGGAGGGGUGGAGGGCGUAAGUAAAGUAAAGUAAACCCCCCUAGAAGUCUUAUAGCCUUUGGGUAUUUAUUAUCAAGGCAAAACCAUUGCUAUUAAAUGUUGUAUUGGUUUCCAUAAUGAUUUCUUCUUAUUUAGCCCCAGAAUAGCACCUGGUUUUGCCUUGAUACAUUAUAUCCCCGUAAUCUUUUAUUUUAAAUAAAAAUGAUUACAAUUUUCUAUGAAAUAUAUAGAAUAUGCUAGGAAUCUAAUAGAUGUAUAUUUUCUCCUGUUUUCUAUGAUGUGCCCACCGGCAGUCAUUGCUAGUAUGAGUAUCAAGAAUAACUUCUUGUUUUGGUAACAAGUUUUAACAUAACUCACUGGAUUUAUAUUAUAAUGACUUGCUGUGAGGUAUCUGAUUAUAAAAUAUAGGAAAUAGUAUUUUCAUCACAAGAUGCAUGAUCUGAAAAGCAAACUGUUUAUGUGAGAGGUCAACACUUUGAGGAUUGAAGCAUUACAGUUCAUGAACUGUAAUUGCGUUUGAGCAGGGUCCACUUCAACCUAUCGUUCCUGUAAGUUUUCUUGUAAUUGUCCUAUUUAUAGUUACACCCCCCUCUCAUAAUGUUGUAAAGCAUUGCGGAAUCUGUUGGCGCUAUAUAAAUGGCAAUAAUAAUAAUAAUAAUGAGAUGGUCUGAGUGUUAAUUUCAUUUUAUGGCUGACAUCAUAUUCUAGGGCAAAGUUUGAAAAGGACUGCCAGAGGUAUAGUAUAAAGGGUUUGGGGUACCUAGUAAAUAUUGUAACCGGUAGGCAGAAGUUAAACAAAAACCAGCUCUGGUCUAACGACGGAACCCUUAAAGUAUACAUAUACCAAUAUUAAGUAUAUAUUCAGUAUUUCUAUUGACUUCUUCAGCUAGUCUUUCAAGCAUCUUAUUUUGCUAAGUUUACUGUGGUUUGGAGAGACCUAUGGAUUUUCUUUCCCAUUAUUAUAUUCCUGGGCUAUACACCUAGACUUCCCCCAAGGGCUCAAUGCCUUCAUUUGGAGGUUUGAUAUUGAUGUGCCAGUAAUACAUAUUUUCCUUGCAGUAGGAGACUUGCUGAAGGCUCAUAUAUGGAGCUAAAAUGUUGUUGUACCCGUUCCUGAAAUAAAUUGUUAUUUUUGGUUACCAUCCUUUGAUAUUUUUGUGUGCCCAGGAUUUCUAUUCUGUUUGAUCUGUUAGGAACUUGCUGCCCUGCCUAGAUACACCUAGGUGGAUUUUAUCCGUAAUUUCUACUGUGUGCGUUUCCGAUUUGGUGAAGAAAUAAUUUUUGUAUGAAUGAAUAUUCACGCUUUAAUUGUCCUUCCAUCUAUUGUACACGAUGUUUAUUAAAGGUUAGCGUGCAGCAUGCAUUGGAACAGAGCACCAGAUAGAUAAUAGAGAGAGUCACCCUUGUAACUUCACUAAACAAUUAUCAGCUCCAUACUACAAUAUGUAAGAACAAUUAAGUGUCUUAUCGUUUUCCUAAGGGGACAUUAAGCUUUUCAGUGUAUUUUCUUUACAUACAUUCUGGAUGCAGCCCAGAAUAUAAUGUUCAGCUUGAUAGGCUGCAGUAAGAAUGGAUUGUUAAAUGGUGUCUUAAAAAGUUAAAUGUAUAUAGCGGCAUAUGCUUUUACACUCAUCGGAAAGACUUCUCUUGUCUGACUGAAGCUGUAAUGUUGGCACUUACUAUUUUUUUAUUCUCUACCAACUUUUCUGCAAGGCAGUUCCAUGACUCAUUCUCAUGUUUUUCUGGCUUUUAUCCAGCUACGGAAAGUUGGGUUCAUGAAGUUUACCGGUUGAUAAUUGGGUUCGUAAUGAUGGGUAUUGAAUAUGUUUUUCCAGUCGCUCUUGCAUUAAAGAUGCAAGUGAAUAAUAUGUUUAUUCCGAGAGACUCUGAACAACCUAAAGGCAUUACAUUAGAUAUAAAGAUAUUCAUGCAUAACAGCUCCCAGCUGAUUCAUUACUUAGCAGUUUUGUCUCCCCCUAAAACUGCCCGGACUAAACUUCCUGUUGACCUCUGCUGAUUCUACUAAGGGGUUCAACUUGGGGAUGUUCCCUCAUCUCAGAAGUUCUUAUCCCUGUACCUACUACUAAAAAAAUGUCAGACUUGCCCAUCAACUUAUCAUGCACAUCCAUCCAUCCAAACUAUACCAUGAAGCUGGUAAUUUAAUUAUAUUGAAUAUAUAGAGGACAGUAAAAAUCUAAUAAACUCGAUAUGAAUACGAAACAAAAUGUACGGAAUGAUGACUGCAGAAAAGCUCAAGUUUGGUGAGUACAUAUUGAGCGUGAAGUUCCAUGUUAUGUAGAGACCAUUUGUGGCUCAGUGUAUGCUCUUCUUGCUCAUAGAAAGGCACCUAAGAUUGAGGAAACCUGCAUUAAAUUUUGAUCACAAAGCUAUAUGUAUUGCUCAAAAUAUGCAUUUUCCCAGUUUCAGAGGCAAAAAUCUCAGUGUAGAUCUAUUGUUUCAAAGAACUUGUGUCUUGGGCACUGCAGAAAAUGUUAAGGAUUCUCUAUACAAUAGCCUAUUCUGCGCUGAAGGGGACACUGAUACCAUGAAACAGAUCCCUUCCAGAUCAUCUCCUCAGUUUAAAGUGACAGUGAUACACUAAUACAAGCAUUUGCAAAACUGCACGUUGAUGAAUAUCCAUUUGAUUGAAAGAAUGUACAGAAAGGCAUCUCUAAAACUACAAGGUUUACGGACAUGGCAUUCUAUUGUCUUGUUUUUGUUUUAAUUAUUUUUAAAAGACAUCUGAAUCCUGUUGAAACAUUAAAGGAACACUUUAGGGUCAGGAACACAAACAUGUAUUCCUGACCCUGUAGUGUUAAAACCACCAUCUAGCCCUCCUGGGCCCCUCAUGCCUCCCAAAAUCUUACUUGUAUUCAAGCCUGAAGCUGCUGGCUCUGCCCUGUCUGCCUCAGACCAGCAAGCAGUCUGCUGACAUCAUCAGAAGUGGUAGCCUGAUCCAAUCACAGUGCUUCUCCAUAGGAUUGGCUGAGACUGACAAGGAGGCACAUCAGGGGCAGAGCCAGCACAAUUCAAACACAGCCCUGGCAAAUCAGCAUCUCCUCAUAGAGAUGAAUUGAAUCAAUGAAUGUCUAUGAGGAAAGUUCAGUGUCUGCAUGCAGAGGGAGGAGAGACUGAAUGUUUGGAUGCAUUUUAGGCAGCAAUGAUCCAGGAAGGAUCUCUAACAGCCAUCUGAGCAGUGCCCAGUGAAGUUAUCACUAGACUAAUAUAAACACUGCAUUUUCUCUGAAAAGACCGUGUUUACAGCAAAAUGCCUGAAGGUAAUGUUGUUACUCACCAGAACAAAUUCAAUAAGCUGUAGUUAUAGUGGAGCUGUAGUGUCCCUUUAAAGUACAAUCUGGGUUGUUGUUUCCUCCCCCCCUCCCCCAGUUUGAUAGUUGUGCUGUAAUAUUGUAUUAAUCAGUUUUUGACUCUUAUGCAGCCAUGUACAAUUAGUAGUGCUAACUAUCGUCUUCCAGAUGGCUUUAACAUCUCCAAUGUUACAGGUAUGAAAGUACCAGCUGGCUUUGUCAGCCCUCUCCCACGGGGUAUGUGUACCAUAAGUUGACAAAUACUGUCCAUGAGCGUAUGUUCUUUUCACUGUACUAUACAUGUGCUGCUGCAUAUGCUUCUAUAUGCAAUGGCAACAAAGUUAUCAUACCAACUUUAAUUAAAUAGUUCUAGAACUGCUAGAAUAAAAUACCACAGCCACAUAUAUACAUAGCAGCGGUAAGAACUCAUAACAAGUCAGGCUCACAGCCUAUGGUUCCCAUUGCUUACUUGCUGCCAUGCGUUCAGAUUCAGUUUUGCCUGCUUUCUGCAUGUCAUGACUCACAAUGUUGGGAUUACUACAGAAUGGACUUUGCCUAUUCUGAGAUGUCGGACCUUUAACGCCUUUCCACUUGCAGGAUCUGGCUGUAGUAGACCAAAGCCAAGUACUCAGCCCUUGGAGGAUGUUUGCUUUGAACCAACUACCUGCAGAGCCAUCACCAACAUUCUGGGUGGCUCUUGGGCCAGGUUGAACUUUACAUUUUGCCAUGGUACAUAAUUGACACCCAAGAUUCCAAUUCAUGCAUUAGUAGAUAACGUCAUUUUGGUUGCAAACUCAAUUAACCGAUGGUUGAUCUGGCCCUUUCACUGGUAGGUGAUUUUUUUUUUUUUACCUAUCCAAAUGGUUUUAGGAGGCUCCUAUGUAUUAGAAAAGUUUGAGACUAAUGAAAUCUUACGAGGGUGUAUUUGGUCUUUUGUGUCCAGGAAGCACCUCUGAGGAUGUGAAUAUUGGGUAUUUCAGAUUUACACAGGCUUACUUUAAGCAGGCAGCACAUUUCUGAGUCACUCAAGAUCAAGCAGACAACGGGGUUCCAGUUACUUUUAACAGAUUGUUUUUCCAAUAUUCUCAUUUAAAAAAAUGUCUUGAUAAAUUAGCAAUCAAAUGAUAUUUGCAGACCUGUAUACCUUGCUGAGAACAGAUUGUAUAUAAAUAAUGGUUCUAAUAUAGUCUUUUUGUUUAUCAUUUCUUUUUAUUUUGCUAUUGAAGUGCCAAACCUGAGAACCACUUUUUGUGGUUGAGAAAUUCUGAUUGCGUUGAAAGUAUCUGCACAUUGCAGGCGAGAACACUCAUCAAAGAGCUUCAUGGGUUUCUCAACUUCUUACUCAACUACAUCCUACCCUGUGCCACAUAGACCUGAGUAAAUAUUCCUCAAAAGUGAAUAACAUUUUAUUUCACUUUAACAAGAGAAUAUAAAAGUGAAAAAAGGUCACCGUUGUAAUAGACUAAUCUCAAUUAUCAGGGCAGCCUCUGAAACCCUCAACUCCUACCUAAUCUCAUUCGGUGCACACGCAGCGCACCGUGCGAUUUCCAACACGGCUAAAUGAAAUUAUAAAGCAGUGUUAAAUUUAUUAAUCAUUUAAUUAGCUAAAUGUUCCUGCAACUACGCGAGAGAUGAAUGGCAUGUCAUUUUCUAAUGCAAUUUGCCUUGCAGCCAGGCUGGGGCAGAAAAGAAGCUACUGGCAUCUGAAAAUGAUCUUUUUUUUAUAUAUAUAUUAAACAUCUUUUUUUCUUCUUAAAGAGUGUAGAAGCAGGCAGAAUUCCAUGUCUGAAUAGUAGUAAGGAUAUUAUAGGUGCUAUAAAAGACUGGCUACUGAAGCAAAUGGACCCGUAUGUGGUCAGUCCAAUCUAUAAAAGCAAUUCAUUUAUAGAACCCACUUACCAUUCUAUUGUCUUAACGAUCAACACAAACUCAUGUAUUUUUGUAAAACCGAUACACUGACCUGAUGUUUAGCAACACACCUGCUAAUCUUCCCAGCCCACCUUCCAGGAUAGAGGUGGGCAGGGAACAGAGGAGACUGUGUACGGUACUGUGGAGGUGGUGGGUCUGCCAGAAGAUUUUUGUCUUUGAAAUCUGCCAGAAGAUUUUAAAAUGUGGGGUAGGUCCUAUUUUUACUGUGACAAUUCCCUAGAAUGCAUAACUGUCCUGGCAAAUUUGGAUUUGCUGGCACCUAUGGCUUAAUAUGUCUUGGCCUGCAACCAGUACUUUACUUGUGUAGUCAACAGUAUAGUUUUUAAUGGGCUGUCUCCAUCUGGAGAAUUUAAACUGCUACCAGGAAAACCUUUUUGUGUAAUUUUCUUUAGAAAUGGGAGAUUAUUAUUAUUAUUUAUAAAGCGCCAACAAGUUCCUUAGCACUGUACAAUGGGUGGACUAACAGACACGUAUUUGUAACCAGAAUAACAUAUAGAUAGAUAUUUUAGCAUUAUCGUAUGUAUGGCUGGAUUAUUUAUUUUAUACAAAUUGGGUCUGUGCAAAUAUAUGAUGGAUUAAGAUAUUCCAGAGUGGUAUAUUUGUGUUUGAUGUACACCAGGAAUGGUUGCAAACAUGCUUCUCUGAAUCUCCACCAGAUUAAAAAAUGUUCGUGAUUAGGCUUGAGCCUCCAAUCUCAUGUUGGAGGGUCACACAUUCUAGAGUUUACACCCUAAUAUUUUUACAAUAACUUUAAUUGGACCUUCCAGUGGUGAUCUAGGCAUGACCAUCUCCGACUCCUGGGUUGCUACAGGUUUCUCAAAACCUACUUAAAGGUCAUAUGGUUAAAUAAGAGAACACCUAAAAUGUACAAUAUAUAAUAUGGUGUACCUUUCAAAUGUUCUUUAAGAAUUUUGCUGUGGCUAGUUUUGAGAAGUUCCCAGGUGCGCUUAUCUCGAGGUCUGGAAUCACAAAAUUACUUAUGAAUUGUAGCAAAGUGAGUGAGAACACAGGUGGUUCUAAACUCACACAUCUUCCUGCCACAAGAUCUCUCAUCAGAUACUAACUAAAACCGAGCUAAUUUCCCACCUUCAUGUUAUUUAGCUUCACCACUCUACCAGUUGUUUCCAUUCACCCCUUCCUUCCUUCCUUUUUUUUUUUUUCUUUCAUCAAGGCAUAGCCUACCCUUUUCACCACUACUCACUGACAUUUUAAUAUUAGUUCCUUCUGUACUUAAAUAUUACAUCUCUUGUUUGGACUACGAAAAACAUAGGUGGAACAUAAACGUUUGAAAACAAGUAGCAACAAUUCCAAAUAAAAUCCCCUUAAAUCUGUCUGAAUAAACAUUGGGAUUCCAGUUGAAUGCAUAUAGGUGGUAAAUUCUAUGAAUCUUCCUCUAUCUUAUUAGUAGACAUAAUGCGGUCUCAGAAUCGAUGAUCAAGGAUUACCACAGGGAUACGUUUAUAAGAUCAAACCUGCUCUUUGAAGACUGGUUUGAGAAAGGCUUCCUUGAGAGGGCACUAACAUGCCUCUUAUUCUUGACAAGUUAUCAACUGGUAUCUAUCACAGGAAUUCUGACAUUUAACCGGUGUUAACAGUGUGAUGCAAGACUUAAGAUCAGAGAUCUCAAACUCUAUCACCCCAGAUAUCAACUGCCUACAACUCUCAGAAUUCUUUGAAUUCAAUAGAUGGAAAGAGAAGCCUAAGUUUUGCUUUACAUCAAACCUCCUGACUUCGUAUAUCUUAACAGGUCAGAGUGGAUCAUGUUGAGAUACUGUCAAUGUCAUUCCUGGAGACCCACUGCAAAUGGACAGAAAGAUCGGCUCUCCCAUAUUCUGGGUCUUGCUGCAGUUGGAGUAUCCAUAGUAUAUUUCAAAACUUCAGAAUUAACUCCUCAAUACUAUUAGUGCUCUAAAACAUAUAUAAAAAGAUUGCAGGACAAUAGGUUGGCCAGUCUUAAAAUGAGUGUGUGCUAGGUCGUUAUCACUCUAUCACAAAUAGUCUAAUUCCUUGUUAUAAAGCGUUAACAGAUUAUUGUAAUAUUCAAGUUGAACUUUACAAUGUAAUCUAAAGUCAUUGUACUUUGCACCCUGUGCGCAGAUCAUAGAAAAGUGUGUCCUUUGUUAAAGGCAAUUUUUUAAAUAUCCCUGCAGAUUAUCUAAUUUAUCAAGCUGUCUAUGUUGGCCAAACAAUAUGCUUAAACACACAAAUCUGCACCAGAAAAGCCACUGCUUAAUGAACUAUGAUGUCAAACAACGGAAUAUAUUUAUAUUUUUUGUUAUGAAUCUUUUAUUCUUUCUUCUAAGGUCAGUACCUGUUUAUAUGUUGUCCUCCUUUCUCAUCCAGUGUAUUUAUAAACGAGUUUAGACACCUGCGUUUAUCGUGACAAUGUUUUUUUUCCCCUCUUUUUCUUGAAUGCAGAUAUUAUAAGCUUUAUAAUAAAUGCAUCGUGGCACUCCUUGCCAAUAUGACAGUGUAAGGUCAUUUUCCUGUUGGAAAGGGUCAUUUUCAGAUCCCAAUGAAACAGUUUAGGAAUUUAUUAAUUCACAAUCUUCCUUUUUUUUUUUUUUAGUCUUUCAAAUAAAAUAUUUGUUACAGUACAUCUAUCAUACAUGGACGCUCUUUAUACAGUUGUGCAGUCAAUAGAAAUGUGUUUUUAUUAUUGGAACUUAGAACAUUUCUAUCACGUUUUCACUUGCUUUUGUAAUGUCUUUACACUUUUUGAUUCUGUUUUUGAUAUUUGUAAAAAAACAAACAAAACAUAUUGGAGGAGAGUUGUGAUCGCACACAAAUAAAUAUUAAAUACUAGAGAGCUAAUUAUGAACAUAGCAGGGAAUGUUGAUAAACUACAAAAACAUCUUUGUUCUCUUGCACAAGAGAUUGAAUUUUCAUAGGUGGUAGAAGUAGCGCCUACGUCCGGUGGGUAAGGUUUGAUCGGAGAGUGGGCAGGAGCCGGAUAAUCUGCACAGAGUGGAUAGCCUUAACCAAAUACUCUUACCAAAUACACGUAAUCAUCACAGGGUCGCUUGGAAUGCUCAAUGUCAAUAUCAGAAAGCAUCUUGAUGUAUUAAUUAAGAGUGCUGUGAUUACUUUGUAAUAAUGAUGGCAUACAAUUCCCGAAUGACUGCACAUUUAGCUUUUGUCUCCUAUUCCUGGUAGGUUAUAACACAAGCAUGCUGUUACGCACUGAUCUAACUGAUCUUGGUGGAGUGUGAUCCGUGGUUGUGCUGCUCAUUAACCCUUCGCUAUCAUUGAAUUACAUGAGCUCUAUCCGGAAUAAAAAGGUUAAUGGGAUAUAAAGCAGCCCAGGCUGGAAAAAUGAGUGGCCAUCUUCUCUUUUAUUUUUCCCGAAGUGCUGCCCUUGUGGCUGACUGGCUGACUUUGAGGUCCUCAUUAUUGUGGGUUUAAAUGAGGGAUGUUCACUCAGGCAGGGAGUGGGGGAGGUCAGCAGCCAGAGACAUUGUUAUCUGUCCAUUCUAUCAGGGCUAGUGACAGGAUACUGAAAAGGAUGAAUACAGAAUCUCUCACUGGAGACCUCGGCCUGACACUGAAUGUGACUCCCCUGACUCUAACCUUGAGAGGGAAAAGUUCCCACUUUAUUAAAAUGAAUUUUCGAAAAGGGCCUCUCUGACAGCUGCAUAAUUAAAUAUCGGAGCGUCAGUGAUAAUUUAUUCUGAUCACAUUUGGUGGUCAAAAGCCUCGCUUGCUGUAGGGUCAGCGGCGUGUGCCAUGAGACAGCCAGGAAUAUCAGAGACAUCAGUCUUGGAAAAAUAUAGUAGUUUAGCUCUAAUAAAAUGAUAUAGAGCCAUCACCGCUAUGUGUAACUAAAAGCUCUUGAAAGUUUUGUUGCCGAAUGCAAUAUGACAUUGUCAUAUUGAAACCCUUAAAGUGCCCGGUGCGUCAAAUACUUUUUGCAUACUGAAACUCCCAGAGACCAGCAUGCUCUGGCACCCAGUGACAUUGCUCAUAUCAGAAUCAGGUGUAAAUAUUGUUAAAUAUAUAGAUUAUUGCAUGGUGGGAUGUAAAAAGAAAUAAACUCGCUCCAAGUUAGGAUGGGUUUUGGGUUUAAAGGACUUUAAAGGGACACUCUAGACCGCUAAAGUUUUUAAUUUUGCAGAAACUGCAGAUUUCAAUUGAAAUUGACACUUUUAUAAUUUAAAAGGAUGCUAUAGUCACCCAGACCACUUCAUCUAAUUGAAGUUGUCUGGGUUCAGUGUCUCUGUCACACUUAGUACUGCAAUGUAAAUCAUUGAGAAACCGAAAUAAUUAAAUUGCAGGACUAAGACUGCCUCUAGUGGUCGUCAAUUAGGCAUGAGGACACCCAGCGUCUACUAACUUUCCAUAGGAAAGCAUUAAAGCAAUGAUUUUUUUAUGGGAAAGACCUAAAGUGCUCACGGCCCUUGCCUCGCAUUAUCCACCCUCUGUCGAGCAACAUCAGAGGAGGCGGAGUACCAGCACAGUGCCGAUGGACAUUUGCGUUGGAAUCGGGUAAGUGUUAUAAGGUUUUUUUUAACCCUUGCAGAACCGGGGGGAGAUGGGGCUAGAGGGAAUUACAGUGUAAGGAAUACAUAUUUGUAUUCCUUACACUAUAGAAUCCCUUUAACCUUGUUAAGCAGACAACUGCUCUUGUUACUUCCUGGUAGUUUAGCUCAGCGAAGCUAAAGAGUCAACAAUUGCUCAGAGCACCUGGCAAAGACUCUUUAUUGAGCUGCACUGGGAAGUGUGUGAUUGGACAGAUACAGAAAGUCUGGAUGGGAUUAAAAGGGGAGGGCUUGUAAAGCGGCAGACAAGAGAAUUGCAGCUUUUUUCAUAUACCCGCAAUGAAAAAAUUCAUAAUUAAAUGCAUGCAAGUUUUCAUUUGGGGUAUAUAUAGUAAAUGGUUAUUUAUUUAUUUAUUUUGUAUUUGGGCAGUGAAGUGUCCCUUUAAGUAAAAAGACUUAUGAAGACCUGUCAUCAAUGUAUGUAUUAGUUUGGUCCCUAUUACAAGCAACUUCAUUCUUGUUUUUUUAUAAAUUGAGCUUAUUAUGGCCAUACAUUUGUGCGCUGUCUGCGGUUAGACGCCAUAGACUUCCAUUGCUCAUUGCAAGUCAUGCUGCCAUUUACCAUUGUGAUUGAUGGAAUAUGGAAAGGGGUGAAGACAAAAUCUCUGUAACAUUACCACAUGUUAUCAAAACCGCCUUUCACCAUAAAACAAAAUAGUCCCUAAUUUGAAUAUUCAAUACAAUACAAAAAAAAUCAUAAGACAAAGUCCAACGCAUUCUUAGAACCUUUAUAAAUAAGUAAACGUUUGUGAAAAACGAAACAUUCCUGCUUCAACGUAGCUCAACGGUCCUGGGUGUUACUGGGAUCGGGGAUGUGUAAAGGACGGAACUUGAGAGGCUUGAGUCUUUUUUCAUUAUUUGACUAUCUCAUUCAAUAAUUAUCUUUCAGCUUUUUUGAAUAUGCUUCCAUUGUACCACAUACCAGUGCAUAUUCUCUCACAUAGAAAUUGUACUUGCUUAGUAUAAUAAAGAUCUGUAAUUUGAUACGCAAAAUAUAUGCAUGUUUAGUUCUGGUGCAAUAUAUAUGUUUUGAUAAUAAAAGUAGCCUGCGAGUCGCCCUGUUGGAUUCAAAGAGAGGUUACAGUAGCAGUGCAGGGUGUGACACUGUAAAGGGAGCUGUAGAUAGCCGUGUGGCUAAUCUUUAAAUGUAAACAACGCCACGGAUCAAACAAAGCUUUGGGUUUUUUAAUCAUAUCACAGACAGACAGGCUAGGUGGGCCGUGAGUCCUUAUCACCUCUUACCUUCUGGUUUCUGAAACUAUUAUUGAGUUAAGUGGCUGGAAGAAAAGUAAAAAAAUUUCAUUGAGUUUAGUCAGUGAUGUAAUUAAGAUCAAACCUACUCUUAAACGCACCCCUCAUCUACGGCAGCGCUGGACAUACAGUCUUGUGACAAAAUAUUCUUGAUUUAGUCUAUUUUUGCAUACUUGCCAUAUUGAAUGGUUUUCAAAUCUCCAUACAAAAUGUAAUACAAGACUAGAGAAUUGCAAUAAACACAACAUUCAGGUUUUUAAUGAUAACUUUAUUUAAGGGGGAAAAAAAAUUACCCACCAACAGCUGCCUCUCCUUUCGUUACUCAUUCAAUCCAUUAACCAAAUUUAAUUGAUCAUUGGAUUCAAUUAGCGCACACACACCAAGGCUGCUGUCACCCCUGUUCAAUCUAAACACGACUUACAUAAAUCCUUACCAUCAGUGUGAAGUAGGCUACACAACUGAAAACUGCAUCAAACAUUUUGUAAGAGAUAAUAAAAAUACAGAUAUACAUCAGUCAGGAUUUCCACGUCUCCGGGACUCAGGAGCCACACGUUUCCAUUUGCUUAAGAUUAGUGGGAGUUACUCCCCCCCAACAGCAGCUGCCACCAUUUUAGUUCAGCCCUCUUCUAAGCUGAAUCCAUGGUCCCACUAUUAUUGAUUAAUCCGCUACAUGAAUGUCAUAGUGCCACAUUGAAAAUGUAGAAGCACUUACACUAAUACUUUGAGAAGCUAAUAUAAAGCUCAUAUAAUGCCGUCCAUUAGUUUUGGAGACAUUCAUACACUUCUGGAUUUUUAAUUUCAGAACCCGCCAAUUACCGUACAUUACUUUAACCAUAAUGCAUAGUUCAUGGUUUACUGGUCAGUAGGAGGUCAGUAUUGGCCCGGAGCUGCUCUGAAGUAUCGGUACCUGCCAACCAUUCCCAUUUUGGCACCAUGCCCUUCCAUUCUGGGCUAUUUAUGUGGAAAGUCCUUCCUGGUUCUGUACAAUAACAUAUAUUACACAAGAAUAAAUAUACAUAAACCAAUACAUAUGUAGAUUAAAAUUAGUAAUUCGUCUACAUAUACUGCAUUACUAUAUCUGUAUUCUGUUCAAAUUUGUUUUAUGACCAGCUCUAGGAUAAAAAACACAGAAUUAUAAGGUUUUCAUAAGUAGUACAGAACAUUUCUCCCUCAGUGAAUCUUAUGUAAACAUAUUCUUUGUUGAUUUCUUAAAAAUAGUAAAUAUAAUAAAAAAUAAAUAAAAGAUUAUUAUAUACUGUUUUUAUUAUUUAACAGAAAACAAUUAAUAUUAAUGUGUUUUGGAUUUUUUUUGUCAUCCGAGUAUAAUAAACUUUAGAUUUUGUUUUAUUAUUUAAUACAAAACAAUUAAUAUCAAUGUGUUUUGUUUAAAAAAUAAAUAAAUAAAAAAUCCUAACGAUUUAAUUCUUUCAUAUUUAAACAAUUUCCAGAAUUAUUCUGAGUGGACUUAAUUUAUCUUGAACUCCACACUACUUUUUGUUUUGCUGAGUUUAUGGGAAAAAAAAUGUUGUUAAAACAAUAUAUCAGAGUGUCUCAGCAUAACAGAUAGGAGAUGACCAACGGCUAUCAAUUAGGGCCAGUGGCUUGGGCAAUGAGUGUCAUGACGGAGCUGUGGGGGGUGCUGCGUAACAUGGGUCACUAACUAGCCUCCCAUCCUCCUACCUACAGAAAAACACUAAAGAAAGCAAAACUGACUGAGUGGAACUCAUAGAUGUAGAUAAUUGACUAUUAGAUUUCAUUAUCUCAUAUUUCAUCACUUCCUAUUUGAUAUCAAAGGUCUCUGAUAUAUGUAGGAAUUUGUGUAAAUUAUAUAGGUCCGUCAUCAUUUAAAAAAAAAGAAAGAUAAAACAAUAAUAGUGGUGUCAGUUUUAUUCUCAUCUUUACUCAGAAUGAAAAUCCACUCUCCUAUUUUGUAGUGCUCCUAAUUUGGUCUCUACUAACAAAUGUGUAGAUAGUUAUUUGAUGCGAAGUACUUACUUUAGAUGGACAUAGUGUGACCACAAUCUGAGCUAUGCUUCCGUACGUGAAGAGAGAGACAUAAUUCAUGAGAAAUAAUUCCUGCUUUUAUGUCACAGUUUAUAUUCACUCUAUAUAAAGUGUGAUUUUCUUUUUUUUUUUUUUUAAGUGCUUUUUGAGUUAAGUGAGAGGAUGGUUAAGCACCUAAUUUGCUCACUUUUCUUGAUGUUUAUGGUCUCACUAGACCUAAAGAUAUUUGAAUGUCACGUAUGUUCAAGCAGGGGUUUCACAUAUAACAUCCAAUCGGGAGACUCCACUCUAGUCCGCUCUAGACUAUGAGACCCUGAGAUUAAAACCACUGAGAGUGGUUGCAAGAAAAGUGUUAAAGUGUAGGGAUAUGAGUAUACUGAUAGUAUCAGCAGUAUAGCUGCUGUCAGUUUACAGAGCUCUUUUAAGUCAUAAGUGUAACUACUUGUGGGGAUAAACUACCUAUUCUAGAAAUUCCUCUGCAGAAAUGUACAGGGUAACGUUUUAUUCCUGGGAUUCGGGGGUGUCUGUUGGCAGCUAAUCAGAGCAAUGAGGGGAAUUUGUAACUCUAGUAAAAAAAAAUUUAAAAUAGUUAUUGCAUUAUUACUUUCAUGCAUCAUAAAUGGUGUCAUUUGACCCAUUUUCUUAUUAGAUUUCAACCUUAGUAACAAUAACCCUGUUCCUGUAAAAAAACCUUCUACAAACUCAGCCUUAGCGUUGUUCUAGAUAUUGUUGGCUCUUAUUAAGCAGAACUUUCCAUAAUGAUGUUAGCUGUUUUAGGCUUGGACUAUAAUAGCUGGACAUCAGUUGUCAUCAAUGUUUUUUUGGCUUAAUUCUAGAAUUGUGUGUUUUGGACCAUACUGGGUUAAAACAUUCAGGAGAUAUAAUAUCACAUGACAGCUCACAGACAAUAUUGAUCCGUGCUGUGUUCCUGGGCAGAACUGGAUUGUGAUGUCAUUUGCUAUGUUUAUAAAUUCGAAAUAAAACAAAGCGUCAUGGGAAAGAAAAGUUCAACACAGGUUAUAAGUUAUUUUCAAUGUUUUAUUUCAGUGGUGUAUUUUUAAGAAAAGUGGCUGCUUCCUGUUGGGGACAAUACUAAACUAAUUUCCUCCUAGUAUAAGAGAGUGCUAGAACCACCUCCCCCAGUUUAGAAGUGUACUGAUACCUUAUUUCCUCCCGUAUAGGAGAGUACUGUAGUAUUGGGGUAUACGGUAUAUUUUUGGGGGGAUUCUUGACAUUGUAGAAUACCUGAACAUAAAUAAAUCACUGAUUAACCCUGUGAUCAAUGCAACCCGAUCAGAUUGAACUGUUCGUUAUAUAUAGAUUGAUGAUAAUGUUUGAGUCCAUUGAUCCUGCAUUUACUGGGGAAAAGUAUAAUGACAGAUUAAAAGGGUUCUGUAGCCAGGCACGGCUUGUUCGUGUGCAUUAUUAAAUAAAUUCAGAAUGAUGCUUGUAUGGGCCAUGUACAAAUUACAUAGCUCGCUACCCAUCAGGACAGGGUAGAAGGAGCAUAAUUCAGUGUAAGUACCAUUCUCUUUUCUAUUACCUUCAUUACCAAGGUCAUACUAAUCAACUCAAUUACCAGUUCUCAUAGACAUUUUCAUAAUGUUUUCUGCUUGUUGCUCUCCCGUGAAAACCUCACAACCCAGCCUUAAUGAAUGCUAUUUUACCACCCACUGUGCUUAUCACAUUGACCAUGUAAACCUUAUUAGAACCAGACAAACUUGAGACGUGCUCCCAGCAAUUCAUUGUCCUGCCUUUAAAUUAAGCCCCUUGUCAAUGUCUGUUGGUGUCAUUCACAAUAUGGAUUCUGUUUCAAUAAAAGGAACACUCCAAGCAAAAUAACCAGUGCAGUCUGAUGCAGUGGUUAUGGUGCAAGGAUUGCCCUAGCACCGUCCCUUAGUAGGUAAUCAAACCAUUUAAGAACAAUUUGACAACUUACCUCAGUUCUGCUGGGUGUACUACCACAUACCGUCCUUGCUACCAGAAGGCCCUGGUAGACGUUUCCAGUAAGCUCCACUGAGCUAAGCCCGGCAAAGCUGCGCUUCACUUAUUAGCCAAGAGCAUUAACUCAUCACAUCUGGGCUUAGUGCAAUGGCAGGAGCCUCCAGCAACAAGGGAAGUUGGUGGGUGAACAGAAGGAGCCAGAUAAGUUGUCAAACCAUUCUUAAAAGGUAAGGCUACUUACCGUGUUUUAUAUACUGUAGUGGUUAUGGUGCUUUGAGAAUUCCCUUUACUGUACUUGGUUGCUUAAUUUCCUUAAGAGUCUAAAAUAAUAUGUGAACUAUAGUAAUGUUUUUUAUAGAAAUAUCAUAGUCUUGUAUUUGUAUUCAUUUGUUUAUUUUAAUUGGGGGGUGGGUGAAUAACCACUUCCCUUCCAAUUCAGUGGAUAGAUGAGGCUAGAUUUGGUUUUACAAAGUGAAGCACAAUGAAAUCUAAAUAAUAAACCAAAACUUUACCUUUCUAGUUCCCUUCCAGACCUUCCUUCCUUCACCUGGAGAAAAAAACAUUUUUUCAUGUGGAUACCUCUCAUUCAAACUGCUUUGAUGAUAGGGACUUAUAACUACCUGUCACCCCAUAUAAAUGCCUGUCACCCCAAUGGAACUAGAAGGUAAAACAUAAUGGCUGCAUGCAUGGAAUGGGAGUAGUUGUAGAAAAUGAUGGAUGCAUGGAAUAGCCUUCCAGCUGAAGUAGUAGAGGUUAACACAGUAAAGGAGUUUAAGCAUGCGUGGGAUAGGCAUAAGGCUAUCCUAACUAUAAGAUAAGGCCAGGGACUAAUGAAAGUAUUUAGAAAAUUGGGCAGACUAGAUGGGCCGAAUGGUUCUUAUCUGCCGUCACAUUCUAUGUUUCUAUGUUUCUACACUGCAAUCAAUUACAAAGGUUACAAUACCAUGUAUAAUACAGUUGCCUGGCUCUGUUCAGGCAGCAGUACUUACUUUACAUCCCCAUGGGUAACCAACCAGAACUGCCCAUGUGCAGAGAGCUGUUUAAGAGGGAAAUGCUCUUAAACAACUUUGUGCAGCUGCCAACGCGUUUAAUAAUAUCCUUUCCUUGCACUUUGUGGGUGCUGCACUGGGACUAUCCCAUGAGAUCUGGGACAGUUAGUAACUAUAACUUUUUUCUGUGACUACAUUGCUGUUGCUAUGGUCACCUAUACUGAAACUCUGUUAAGCAGAUAUCCAAUAAAAUCACUAUAACUAUAUGCAUAUGCACUCUUGACAUCAGAUAUUCCAUUAAUUUCCAUGGCGAUUGCUCCACUUUUUGAACUUUGGCCUAAAAUUGGUCUUCAUACAUAAACCCACUGGUGUCAUAUGUGUAAUUUCCUGUCAAAUUGAAAUUAUAUUUAUUCUGGCCUGUAUUAUAUAAAAAGAAAAUAACUUUGUCCCUGCAAAAUAGCUGAACAAUAAAUGGAAAUUUGGCACAUUUACUUUCAACAAAUGAUAGUCUAGGGCCUCGUCCUUCCAGCUGUUGUUGACCUUGUUUUAAUAUGUAUUUAUAAAGCACUGGACAGGGUUGUGGUUUACUUAAACAGACAGAGCUGCACAAAUUAAAGAUACCUAGCUACCAUUUACUUUUUAAAGGGCUACUCAUCUCAUUGAAGUGGUCUAGGUGCAGUGUCCCUGUCCCCUUAGCCCUGCAAUGUAAAACACUGCCGUUUCAGAGAAACUCCAAUGUUUACCUUUAAGGGCUAAAACUACCUCAAGUUGCUGUCUACAAGACAAGCCACUAGAGGUGCUCCAUGACCCUUUAAACUUACACCGAAAUCAGGGCCGGUGCAAGGAUUUUUGCCACCCUAGACAAAAGCAAAGUUUGCCUCCCCUCCCACCCCAUGUGACAUCACAAUGCCCCACCCAUAUGAUCUGCCAUAUGAACCAACGUCAGUGCUGCACACAGUGUGCGUUUACAUUAAAAAGCCUGUAGAGACAGAUUAUAGAAACCAGAACCACUACAUUAAGUUGCAGUGGUUCUGGGGACUAUAGUGUUUCUUUAAUGUGAGGUAAAUUAGAAAUUAGUGCCACGAAUAAUAUACUAGAUUGCCUACUUACAAACAGAUGAGGAUGAUGAUGGGCUCUAGCUGCAGUCUGGCUCCACUGGUCUGGUGUAGAACAGGCUCUCUGGAGGCUGUUUGUAACUGCGGUCACAAAAUUCAAUGUUCUGGGAGAAUUGGAAGCAGAUCCGUUUUUUGGGGCCCCUUACACAACUCAAGGUCUGGGCCCCAGGGCCUGACGGUGAGAAUGCCCUUAAGGCCCACCCAUAAGUCCACCUAUGUUCGUUCACAGGAAGUGGAGUCCAUGUUCAUUCACAGGAAGUGGAGUGUGUAGGGGAUGUGUUAUGGUAGAGUAUCUAUUAUGGUAGAGGAUCUAAUGUGUGUGCUUAUAGAAUGUAGUGUAUAUGGAUACAAGUUUGUGUAGGUGAUGCAGUGUUUUUGUGUGUAGUGGAAGCAGUGUGUUUUUGUGUAAGGGAUACAAAGAAGUGCGUGUUUGUGUAUAAGGGAUGUAUUGUGUGUUUCUCAUUGUGUGUAAGGGAUGCAUUGUGUGAAUCUGUGUUUGUAUGCAUAAGGGAUGCAAAGUGUGUUUCUGUGUAUGUAAGGGAUGCAGUGUGUGUGUCUGUAGGGGUGUGUCGAGUGUGUGUAAGAGAUGCAUUGUGUUUCUGUGUGUGUGUAAGAGAAGCAAUGUGUGUUUGCAUGUGUGUGUAAGUGAUGCAUUGUGUGUUUCUGUGUAUGUGUGCAAAGGAUGCAUUGUCUUUAUGUGUUUCUCUGUGUGUAAGGGAAGCAUGUUGUGCAUCUGUGUGUGUAGGGAUGCAUUGUGUGUUUCUGAGUAUGUAUAGGGAUGUAUUGUGUGUGUGUGUGUGUGUGUGUACGUAGUGUGAAAGAGAUCCCUGUCCUGCCCCCUGUCCUAUAGAGCUCUCCCUCCCAUCCCUUAGAGAUCUCCCUUGCCCCUUAGUGGUCUCUCCUCCUCCCCACCUCCCUUAGUCGUCUCCUUUUCUCCCCGACUUUCCAUUAGUGGUCUCUCGUCUCCCCCUUAGUGGUCUCUGCUCCUUUCCAUUAGUGGUCUCCCCCCCACCCUUAGUGGUCUAUCCUCCACCCCCCUCCCUCCCUUAGUGGUCUCUCCACCACCCCCUCCCUCCUUUAGAGGUCUCUCCCUCCCCCACGUUCUCCUCAACCCCCCCUCCUUUAGUGGUCUCUCCCUCCCCCACGUUCCCCUCCUUUAGUGGUCUCUCCUUCCCCACGUUCUCCUCAACCCCCCUCUCCUUUAGUGGUCUCUCUCCUUCCCCCGUUCUCCUCAACUCCCCCGUGUUCUCCUCCCUUCUCCUCUUCUCCCCUGCCCCUCCCUGUAAUCUUCUCAUCUUCUCCCCUCACCCCUGUAAUCUUCUAUUCUUCUCCCCCCACCCCUGUAAUCUUCUCUACUUCUCACCUCCCUCCCUGUAAUCUUCUCUUCUUCUCACCUCCCUCCCUGUAAUCUUCUCUUCUCCCCCCCUUGUAAUCUUCUCCACUCUCCCCCUGUAAUCUUCUCUUCUCCCACCCCCACCUCCCUGUAGCGAGGCCGAGCUCCUCUCUGGUCCGCGGUACAGGAGCUUCUGUUUCCUGUACCCGGCUGGACUGAUAGGAAGUGCACACUGAGUGUGCACUUCCGGUCAGUCCGGCUGGGUUGCGGACCGGAGAGGAGCUCGGCCACGCUACAGGAAGGGGAGGUGAGGAGAGAGGCAGUACGGCAGCCGCCUGAGCGCUCUCUUUAGAGCGCUCAGGCGGCUGCAGUGUUUAAAGGCCUGGCGAUGAGGGUCUGCCUAGUUCGCCUUAUAGGAAGCGCCGGCCCUGACUGAAAUAAUAAGAAACCUAUGUCCCCUGUGCUGACUGAGGAUGAUAUGAGGUGUAGUAACUGCCACAUGUCUUUAACCCCUUAAGACAUGUGUGACAGUUACAAAUAUAUUUGGGGCCAAUACAAACCAUUGUGUGGAAAUCUAUUCACAAACCGGACUUUACAUAGCCAUGCAUUUAGACUGGAAGAAAGAAGAUUUCGUCUAAGGCAAAGGAAAGGUUUUUUUACUGUAAGAACAAUCAGGAUGUGGAAUUCUCUGCCUGAAGAAGUGGUUUCAUCAGAGUCCAUACAGAUGUUCAAACAGCUACUAGAUGCAUACUUUGAAAAACAGAAUAUUCAAGGAUAUAAUCUUUCAAUGUAGGGUAAUAACUGCUUGAUCCAAGGAUAAAUCUGACUGCCAUUCUGGGGUCAAGAAGGAAUUUUUUUUCCUAGCUUGUUGCAAAAUUGUGCUUCAAACUGGGUUUUUUUGCCUUCUUUUGGAUCAACAGCAAAAAACAAAUGUGAGGUAGGCUGAACUUGAUGAACGCAAGUCUCUUUUCAGCUAUGUAACUAUGUAACAUGACAUGAGUGACAUGUCAUGAUUCCCUUUUAUUCCAGAAGUUUGGUCCUUAAGGGGUUUAAGUGUAAUGGUUUUUGCAAGGGACAGUUGCUCACCCCAUCACUUCAGUAACUGCUGUUAUUAAAUCCGCUAUAAAUUCUAUGCUCACAAUGGCAACCUUAAGAAACCCAGUUUAAUUGUCUACACUAUAAAGCCAAAACUCUGUACUCCCAUUAAAGCAAAAAAAAAAAACCACCACCUAUUUGAUAAGUGCCGUAAUUAUAAAUACAAAAAGAAAAGUUCUGCGCUCAAACUCCCAUCACUCCUGGGCGGCAGCAACGGCCACAGUACACAUCAGCCCCAAUACAUACAGCAAAAAUCAAAGAAAAAACAUUAUCUGUGCUCUCUCCUAAAUCCCUAUACAUAUUUAAACAAAUGGAGGUUAUUUAUUUACUCUAAUGACCAUUGGAGGGAAUGCCCACCUGCCACAUCAAGGCAGACCCCGUAGUUGGGGGGGUCCUACGCUGACCCUUCACCUUGCUUCCUUGAGCUUCUGGCAAAGAUAUCUCUAAUGAGACAGAGGGGGGUAUUUUUUUUAUAUAAACCCCUUCAUACUUAUUAACCCUUAAUAGGGAACACAUGGGAUGGGCGGCAGUACCGUAAUUAUGCUCAGAUAUUAUUUAGCCCUUUUGGAUGUUUCACAUAGCAACAUUUCAAUUAUUUGCACUGUUGUCCCAGAAUUAAUUACAUAUUAUUGUUCAGGACUAAGAGACAUUUCAGGUGUGGAAACGGUGGCACAUUUUCCCAAAAAUGUAUCUGUUAAAUUUUUAUUUUUUUUAAUAUAAUUAUUUCUACUCCUUAAUAUCUUGUUAAGAAUUGCCAUACCAGGAAACAAAAAAGGUAAUCUCAAUAUUACCACUCUUGUUUUGUAGUUAUUUCUGCACAAGUUGGAAACACUCCGUAUGCACCUUGUUACAAAAUGGAGUCCGCCCAUUCUCUCAGUCGCUGCUGUAUACCGACAUAAUAAGCAGUGAUCACCGUAGACAGCAUAAAAUGUUUGUUUCCCAGAUAUAAGGAGCAUGUAACCGGCGUGCGUGAAAUCAUUGCACACUGAUAUUUUUCAUACUGUCAGAUGUUCCCUUGAAAAUAGAGGUCUCUUUUGCGAGCCCUGUGUAAUUAGUUAAUUGGUGAAUUCACUGGCUCAUUACACCCAGUAGUUGUGUAGAGCAGCAGGUCCCAAGGUAUAUCCCUGCAGAGAAACACUGUCAUAACUAGUCAUUGUGAGAUGAAAAAGGCAUAUGGAUUUCAAAAGGAUAUGGCAGCGGAACAAUAACCCAGAGCUCCCGGAGAGUUCAACGUAGUAGUUGACUUUAUUCAUUUAUAGAUUGGAGCGCUGUAGGUAGGAGACACUCAAAGCCUAACUAAAAUAAAUAUUCCCAUCAAUUUUUUAUUGAACUGCUGCGAGAAGACAGGGUAGCAUCUAUUAAAGUAAAGAAAUAAAAAAAUUGUAUUGCUGCUAAAUUUGAUUCUUCGACUGCAUUCCAAAGCUGAGCUAACAUGUGAAGUCAUCACACCAAGACUUCAUUUGUUCUAUUUAUUGAGCAAAAAAAAGUAGCCCAACAAUGUUUCAAUCCCCUGUUGGAGCUUCUAAAAGGUGCGUUAAUGCCACUUUUUAGAUCUAUAUUUGUCAGCUUCUCAGAGCUCAUAUUUCUUCCUCCUUUAUGCACCGUCAAGUCAACGGCACAUACAUAACCCUUAUUCCACAAGCUCGCUCCAUUGGAGUUAUUUUUGACCCUGGGCCUGCAGCCAGUGUCUGAUACAAGCUAAUUUCAUUCUAGCUCAUGAUAUAACCAAAGCACUGGAAUACAUCCAAUCCUGCAUUAUGGGUCUCCAAUAUACCAGUAUUAACCAAGUACUAUGCACAAUAGGCACCUCUGCCAGGCUUAUCUUUCAUAACUGCAGCUCCUCAACCAAGUCACCUCUUGGUCAACUCUUUUUGUAUCCUUUUUAAAAAUCUCUACUUUUAGCUACAAUGCUCUCACCAACUGUACCCUAAAUAUAUAUAGGAAGGUCAUUCAAAAGGAAGAUAAUUCAACAGGGGGAUAUGUAUCUUCUAGUUAUCAAGUACACCAUUUCUUGGACACUCCCCUCCACCACUAAUUCGCUUGUUGCCUGGUCACACAUGGACCUCCAACUCUUGCUAGACAUUAUUUUGUGGAAUUCUCUUCCUUUCCUUUUGAAGGACCUUCAUCUGUUCUCCAGAAUUCGUUUGAGUAACCAUAUUAACUAAUCUCUCUUCUAACAGCUGUCUAUACCAUCACAACUCACAUUUCCAUAGUUUAUUUAACUGUAAUAAUCUUAUUCAUUGUUUAGACUUUUGUUUAGCCAUAUACAGACUGCAUAACUGGCAAACUCUUUUUUCCCUUCUGCUUUAUUGUUUGCGUGUAACAAACGUUGGUUCCUCUAUUUUUUUUAAGCUGAUACCAACAAAUCUUUUGUUACAAACUUAUGGUGAUAAUUGUUUAUAUCUUCACAUUUUUCUCAGUGGACAUAGAUACCAAUAACCUUUUUUUUUUUUUUAAAGAUUUCAGAAAGGGUCCCCUUCGGCUGCCUCCCCUGUGUAUAUUUCACUUCCCAAUAAGAUGCAGUCAAACAGCCCCCCUCCCCAAAUUCUAAAUAAGGUUGAUUUUCAAAAAUGCUGCAAUUACUCCCUUGCGCAUUGUGCGGUCUGUGACUUAAUACUGUCACUACGAGUAUAAUGGAAUCUUUUAAUCGUCUCAGCAUAUGUUGCUUUUAUAUUAGGUGCCAAUAAUUACAUUCAGGGGAUCGCAUGCACAGUCUUUCAGGAGAUAAAAUUGAAAUGGUUUCACACUGCGUGCUCAAGUCCUUGGGAUCGCUACAGAUUUCUCCUUCACUGCUUCCCUGUCCCCCUCUCCCUGCGAGGUUCACAUUGAAGUGUGACAAGAGACGGCUGACAAGUGACACAUGCUGGAUAUUAUCAGCAGUAAGAGUAGACAUGGGAUCUGAGUGAAGAACGUCUGUCAUUUAUACACCAUUUAUUCUUCUCACUGCUUGCCUCCUUUCUCUGUAAACUCUUCCCGAGAACGCACUGCGCUCGUCGGGAUUCUUCUCUUGUUUUGCACAUAAGAUUUGUGAUCGACAUUUAUCUACAGACAGGCUCAUAACAUGCCAACCACCGCCUGCUGGUGAAUGAAUUGUCAUGUCAUGGCUGAGAGAAGACACUUUAAGAGAGCAGCUUUGUGUGGGCAUCAAAUAGUUAUCUCAUAAACCUUCACUUCUGUAUUAUCCUUUGCAAAGGUAAAAUAAAACGAUAUUCAGCGAUGAGUUAUUUGUGCCACAGAUAUCUAAAAAAAAAAAAAGUGAGAACGCUCAAUGUAAAUCCCCAUAGAGAAAUAUUUAAAUAACAAGUUCAGCUUCAGACAGGUGCACAUUUAAUCUGCAUAUUGCGUUGCUGAACUUUCUAACAAAUGUCUAGAAAACAAGAUCUAGAUCAGAAUCUGUAGUUUGACAAGUAUCUACAUUUUGACGGCAUUAAAAUUGACACAAUCCUACCUGUAUACAUUUUUUUCCCACAAUAAUUUUACCAUUUCUAGUUUGAAAAAAUAGAAAGUGUUCCUUACACGUUAUUUCAAAUAGUCAAACGUAAGCAAUCACUUGGAGAAGAUUUAUCGACACAUUAAGGGAAACAUUUUUCAAUUUUUACCUUCUUGAUUUCAACACCUUAGAGGGCUUGAUAGGCAGCUAGUGAUACUUUUCAAGAGAUGUACAUAUACCUCACAGUUAUAAAACGUAAGUGUUUUGCACGUUAGAAAACCAUACUUCUGUCAUGAUUUUGUCUAGUUGGAGGAGCGGGGUUUGUAGUGCCAUCCACUGCUCUGAAGAUUCCCAUGAUGUCAUGCAUGGCUGUUGGUAAUUGCUAGGCCCGCAAAACCGCAAUUUUUGUUGUUGUUAUCAUUGCAAUCUCAGCAUAUUGACCUGGAGAUUGGGUGAUUAAGAACAAUUGAUCAUGAACUAAACCAAUGUUAGCGUCUGAGCGUAAGGUAGCACUCCAAGCAUUAUUAUCACUACAGCCCACUACAGUGGUUAUGGUGCCACGUUGCCCUAGCGCACUCCUAGAGUAAGUAGCUUGCAAAUUGUUUCACAAAUUACCUGGGGUCUGGCAGUGCACUGGUCACAGCCUUCCAUGAAUCUGGGAGCUUCUGCAAGUAGCUUCCAUUAGCUCCACUGACCUGAGCUUGGCUUUACAAGGCCUGCUCAUUGGCUGACAAAGUAAGCUGAGCACUUUCAGCCAUCAGGGCUGCAAAAGAGGAGGCAGCCAGCACCCAGGGGACCCCAGAUAUGUUGUCAAACUGUUCUUCAAAGAUAUGACUACUUCUCCAGGGCACUCAUAUCACCAUAACCAUUACAGUGGAAUGUAGUACUGGUUAUAGUGGUUGGAGUGUCCUUUUAAGACAUUUUUGGCUUGUGUACACAAUAUCACCUGAAGCUCAGAAACCAUUGUCAAAGGAAGACAAGUGCAGGACUGUGAUCACAGUUCACACUCACCUUGAGGCCGAUUCAUCGAUUCCUUCCCCUCCAGAAUGGUGUCCAUUUGUCUGAUAUAUAGAUUGAUUACAUUUUAUGGUACCAUCUUUAUGCUCAUCCUUUUUUCAAUUACUUACCACUAAGAGUAUCAUGAAGAGGUGGACAGAUAUUGUUUUUUUACCUAUCCUAGGCCAGCAGACACGGAGUAUGAACUUCUCUCUCUCGUAGCAAAACGUAUAUAUAAACAUAUGCUGGGGAGGUGACCAAGGAUCUGUGGAAGGAGGUGCUCAAAAUAAUUUAGCACAGGAGGACUAGUAAUGUUACAGAAUGAUUUGCCACAUGAUCUCUCUCUUUGUUAUUUCUGGACACUCUGUAACAGAGACAGGAAAACAAAUAGAUCAAUAUGAUGAUGAUGCUCUCAGAGGUGGAGGGUCAGAAAAAAAUGUGUUAAAUUGCCAUUGCCAAAGUAGAGCACAGUUCUUCUGUCAUUCCUCUUCUUUUUGGAAGGACAAAGGUAACAUGGGCUAUUGUAGCGUUGUUAAAUUGGAUCAUCCCGAGAAGCCAUAGAUCUCAGUGACAGCCCGAUGCAGAGGGAAAGUUCGUGACAGUUCUUCAAACAUAUUGUCACCAACAGAUGUUGUUUUUCUCCGAUGGUGAGUGAUAGAUUGUAAGCAUGAAACAUAAGAUGAAUUACUUCAAAAUAAUGUAAAAUUAUAGCGACAAUGUUUUUUCGCACUUAGAGUUACAUUCACCUGCAUUGUUUUCUCUGUCGCUCUGUUUGGUGGUCUAAAAAGAAAGUCAGUGCAAUCAUGCAUUUUGUGCUAUUUUAGGCAAAUUCACAAAGUGGUUAAUUGGGAUAUGGCAUCCGGAUGAAUGCAAGAGGCUAGCAUAGCUCCCAAAUUUGCCCCAGUUUGAACCGAGAUGGGGAAGGCCUUCCAGUUGACACACACAUUGUCACUGAUGAUGUACCUAAAUGGGUGGGAUCAUCCAGAAAGCAUGCAGGUCCACUUAAGGGGCAUGUGAGGCUGGUGUCAAACACGCCAGGCUCACAGAUAUCCUCUUGGCCAGCCCCCUCCAUAGCAAACCAGUGCUCUCUGCUUGAUUGUAGUGCCCGCUGCACAGUUUGAGCGCUUCCAAUGAUGAACUCACACUGUGCUGUCCAGGGACAUAUCUGUGGGUCACCAGGUAACUAAAGCAGGAUGGUGGGACUGGACCCUCAAAGGCGGGUCAGUUGGGAUGCGUGGACUGGGCAGGUGUGUAAGAGUAUUUGGUAAAAGAAAAAUUAGAGAGUACAUAAAAGUUGGCAGAACAAUUUUUUAUUUUUUAUUAGUGCUUUGUAGUGUGGACCUCAUGUAGCUUAAAUCGAUUGAUAAUGUCUGUGAUUUACAAAUGAUAUAUCAUGUUUCAUUUCUGAGCUCACAGGAAUUUAUUUAUAGAUAACACAUGGAUGUUACUGGCCUAAGUAAACGUACUUCCCAAUCUUUCUGCCAAUACGACAGGAAGGCUAUGCUAUUUUCAACAGUCUAUAUGUAAUCAGAUGUACAAUUGUUCUGCACGUUAAUUUUAUACCCAAGGUAAACUUCCCAUAAAAAAAAAAAGUUGCCCAGAUAGACAAUUAAUAUUGAUCAAAUCAACUCGCCUCUAGUAAAACCUGUCUAUGUAGCUUUCCAUCUAUUCAAACUCAAGGAUACACAGCCAGAAAUAUGUACAAGUGCAUUAUUAAUGAAAUUCAUCUGCACAAUAAUCCUUAAGGGCUAGGAUGAGAUCCCCAAGGGUAUAUGUAUGCAAAUCCCCAUUAUGAGACUGUAACAAAUAAUCUCCGGUACAUGCAAGGUGUUUUUUUUUUUGUUUUUUUUUAAAUGCUUUGGCUAUUUCCUUCUUUUAUUGCCAAGAAUAUCCCAAUCUUCCCAGAGGGAAGCCCGAGACAGCUGACAUUUAUUACACGACACCCAUUAGGAGCACAUUCUCGAAGUUAUUCUUUAUGUCGCUACCUUUACUAGGUAGUUAUGCCUUUAGACACAAAUAAUCUAUAUAUGACAAAAUAAACUAUACCUUUUGUAAGUAAUAGGUGUUCGAUUGUUGCAUCCUUCUUUGCAAACAAAUGCCAUAUAUAUAAUAUAUAUGUAUAUUUUUUUAAUCAUAUAUAUAUAUACAGAAAAAAACUGUCUUGCAAUCCAACUUACUGAUGUCUUUGCCCGGUGCUUGUCAGCAUACUAGAACCAUGUAGCAUAGAGCUAGCACUCCCAGGACUCCAAAUGUAUUUAAAAAUAAAAUGCAACUUUUAUUUUCUUUAAUUAAAAGAUCAACGUUUCAGGAUGAAAGUUUGGGUGACAAACUGAAUCGUGGAUAUUUUAAUUGAAGAAAAUAAAAGUUAAAUUUUUAUUUUUAUUUUAUAUGAUAUAAAAUACAAUAAUAAUCAGGGCUAUGCCAGUUAGAAGGUAGAUAUAGAGCAAAACUGAUAUUUUAGUAUCUCGUCACUGGUUUGCCUCUCCCCGCACCAUGCGUUUCAACUAAACAGUCUUCCUCGGGCACCUCACUGAGAAGCCUCUGCAUCUAUCCCUGCGUGUGUGCGUGCACUUCACAGCGUUAAGAAAAAAAGCAGAUCUGAUCUGCUGUCUGUGAGUAGCAACGCGCGGGGAGACGGGCGCGCUCAAGUUGAGUACGACUGCCUCUUCUGCAAGCUCAGGGGUAACGGUAACAGAACACAAACCUCCUGGCUGAUUGAGUAACAGGCAGGAUGGGGUGCUUAUUUAAUUAUAUAAGUGCUGAUUUCUAUGAGAAAUCAUCACUUUUCUAAAAGGGGAUAUUCCUCACCCAUAAAGCAUUUCAGUAAGUUCAAGUGCUUUAUGGGUGUUUAGUGGUCCUGACGUGGAUAUCCCAGGUAACCAUGGCCAUUUAUUUCUGGUGUGCCUGAUGUGUAGAUUAUAAAUAUCCAGAUUGGCCAGGCACUAUAUGUACUGUGUCCAGUGGGAAGAAGGACAAUUGCUCUUAGGAAUGUUGCUUCAAUAAAAUGAAGUGACACCCAUGGACAUCCGUAGGACUCAUGUAAUAUCGCGCAAUAUACUCUUUGUGUGGGAAAUCCAAAAUACUCACUUUCAGUCCACCCCUGGUGAUGACAAAUCAAUCACUCUAUCAAGCUGCAUAUUUCCCUUAGACCAGGGCCAAGCAACUGUCGACACUCCAGAUGCUGUGGACUACAUGUCCCAUAAUGCUUUGCUAGCAUUACGGCUGUAAGAGCAAAAUGGGCGACGUAAUCCGCAGCAUUUAGAGUGCUGAAGGUUGCCUACCCCUGCCUUAGACCCAAGUAUAUUUCUAAGGAACUCCUAAGCUGCUCACUUCAACAUAGCAUUACCUCACACCUUUAACAUAGUAGCUAAGAAAUUAGGAUAGGAUGGUACGUGUUUGGAGUAGCAUUAUGUCAGUACUGCAAUUGCUUUUAAUUAUGUGUUCAUCCUGCAUCUUUAGGUACUUUCUUUGGUGUUUUAAGAACACAGGAACAAAACCUCAAGAAAAUAUAUAAACCCGUAUCGCACUUGUCUCAGUAAAAACAUUACUUUUUAUCGAUACAGGGAUUAAAAAACAAACAAAAAACCAUAUAACUAUGCAGCAGAACACCUGAGAGAGACUGCAAUGAUUAGAUCAAUGCUCUAAAACAGGACUGUCUGUCUGGAUCCAGGACUAUUGGGAAGAAUAUGUUUACAGUUAUGAUAAAUGUUUCUGUUUUUUCUGUUUUUUUUGUGUUCUUUUUUAGCUGUAACACCAAAUCUUUCAGUGAGUGAUGAAAGAUGGGAAAAAAGUUUUCUAAACGAGUAAAUGUUUUGUUAAAGUCCGCAGAUUAAGAUAACUGUGCUGAAAGGGUUUCAUCACAUCCCAGGGCCGGCGAGGCUCUAUGAAGUCAUUAUCAGUGGUCUAUCGUAUUUUAUGCUUCACAUUGUAAGGAAAACAUUAAUGGAAAGAGCCUGGCAACCUCUGAUUUCAAUUAGACUAACAGGGUAGAAAGAGCCCAGUAAUCUUCAGUUUAAUGAUGCUGAAGGUGAUGAUAAUCUAUUUAAUGCAAUUCCUUUCAACAAGGAAGGGAAGAAAAAUAAUAAAAAUCUGCAUGGCCGAGACAUAUGGAGGUGUUGUAGGAAACACAGUGGCGAGAUUGAGUGCUUGCUCGUGUGUGUUCCUAAGCCUAUAAAAAUUCAAUUUUUGAAAACAAGAACAAGUCAUUUGACUAGGUCUACAAGUCCAUGCGCUUGUCUCAGGCAAUAAAUCGCCAUCAUUGGUAGUUAGACUAAAAUAAUAAAAAGCAGCAAACAGGAAGAGCAGAGUGGAAUUCCUUGCUAAUCUUGUACUUUGUGACUAUAUAACAGUGUCACUGCUCUGAGCAAUCCCUGCACAAGUCUCUGGCACUGCAGCCGGCACGGACAAAGACCUCUGGCUGGUUGAGCAUCGUAGUGGUAGCAUUCCACAGCGUGUGCAGUAUAAGAGGAUACUACUAUGCCUGGCAGCAAAUAUUUUUGUUUGUUUUUUAAUCAUUAUUAUUUUUGUUCUGUUCUUUGUGUACAUUUGUCACAGAGCCCAAUUCCUCACCCCUUUUCCUUUGCGCUGAUUCUGGGCUAUCUUUGACAUCUCGAUGUAUGUGUCCACUAUAGGUGAGUGCAUGCCUCAUAACUCCAUCAUCCAUAGAAUUGGGUGGGAGAAGGGUAGAAAAUGUAUGAUUGCAUCACUGGCUCCACUCCUUUACUUGCCGGACAGGUGGUGUGUAUACAUGCCUGCCUGUCAUGUAAGGCCAGACGACUGAGGACAAAACUUGCAGGGAGCACGGUUUCAGUCCUAUCUGCAGGAUCUGAACAUGCGAGCGUGUCAAAUGAUGCCCUUGCACUAUGCUUUUGUGGGACAGUUUCCUAGUGUCCUCAAAUCAGGACUUUCCCACCAAAAUCAGGAUGGUUGGGAGGCAUGUGUGUGUAUUGCAUGCUUUGCAUGCAAUGUGGAGGCUGCAGGCUGUGCGUUCUGGCGUCAGAUGCCAAUCUUGCACAGAAUUAACUUUAUCCAGCCCACAAUUUUGUUCUAGGCUGGCUUCUGAGGCUGCCGAUGGUGGAGAUACAUCUCUGGCAGCUAUGGGGUUAAUAUCUGUAUGUGCAAUGUUUCUAAACAAAAUGUUGCACAUCUAGAUCCAAGCACCUUAAUCACUUCAAAUCACUGAAGUGGUCAUGGUGCUUGCAGUAACCCUUUAAGAGUAUUUGGGUAAACCCAUUCAGAAAUAACCCAUGUAUAGAACUAAAAUAUUUAUAACUUGACCUUUCUCUAGGAAACGCCAGUGGCUUUCUUCUUUGAGCAUGGCUUCUUCAAGUAGUCUACCAGUUGAUGUCCUACUUCGAAUUCCAUUAUCCUCAUGUUUGACUUAUAUCUUAUAUCUAGAAGCAUAUCAACAUUUCAUUACUAUUUAAAUGCAAGUGUAACCUUGAUCAUUUUUAAUAUUUAAGUAUUCAUGUCCGUACCAAAUUUGACAUAUACAGAGUUUCGCUGGUCAUCAUGAUUUAUUUACGACGCAGAAUAUUCUACAAUCCAUCUAAUGUUGGGAAGUACUAAUUACAAACGGCAUCACUUUUGUUUGAUAUACCAUCUCACACUCCCCCUGAGAGUACAGCAUUCCUAUCUUUACAGCAUGGAUGGGCCAUUCGAAUUUAGCCGGAAUAACACGAGUAUUGUAUGUGUUUUCCUCUCCUUAAUAUAAAAUAUUAAUGGAUUUCCUUUCUAACUAGCAACGUUGCUGUAACCAGAGGAGCAAUUUAUUUUCCUAAUAGGUGAAAACCAAAACUAAUGAAACCUAAGAAGACUAUUAUGUCAUUUAUGCACAAUAUGAUCAAGCAACCCGAAAUCUAUUAAAAUUAAUUUGAGGGAAACCCAGGAUUUGUACCCCCUUCCCCUGCUUAAGCUAUUUGAUUGUCGGCAUCGUAGUGCGAUAUUAAUUCUCUAAAAUUAUAUAAAUGGAAAAUAUAAAGAGACACAGCUAUAGUGAUCCCUGUACUUUUUUCAUACUUUAGUGAUGAAAGUCAAUAGCGUGUAUUAACAAAGAUGAUCGAUGAUACCGAAUCAUGUUUUAAAUUUGUGUGUUAAGAUUUGCUGGUCCCCCCUCCUGCUUCCUAAUUCUUUAUAUUUUUUUAUUUGCUUGGGUAUUUAUUUUGUCUUCUGUUAAAUGAGUGUAAAAUAACAGAUACAAUUAGGAUCUUGUAAUACCUUUUUUAUUGGACUAACAGAAUUGUGUAAUGACUAAAUGAGUGGAUAUAGCUUGCUGCUGUGGUAUCUGACUCCAUGAAUAAACAAACAAAAAUUUAAAUAAAUCAGUAAAUUAUGGUACAUUGGCCAACCAAUGUAAACCAUGAAUACCUGUUAUUAUACAAAAAAUGAUUAAGUAUUAUGUUAACUUAUGAAAACGUUGCUAAGCAAUGUAAAUGCUCACUAAGUCGUACUACCUAACAUUUGGCAGUACCAUGGGGUAAGUGGGGUCCUGUGGGGGCUAUGCCAGUGACGGCCAUAAUGGGCAGGCCUGCCUGGAAAAGACUGUGUAACAGAUUUCCUUGUACCCCGUCUGGGUACCUCCGCCAAGGAUCGCUUCCUUGCUGGACCCGGGGACAACCUAAGCGCUUCUGCUCCAGUCGCUGUGGCUUAACUGGGGUCCUCCUGAAGCCUCUUCAUCCUGGAAUAGGAUAGGGAACUGGCUCUUUUCCCUCCCAGGGACUGGGCGACAAACAGUCCUGGGAACUUUUAUCCUUAUAAGGACCUUGCCCGCCGAAUCACCCACGAGCUGGAACAAGGUACACUGAGCAUUGAUAAGCCCUUUACUCCCCCGGAAACUAGACAACACAUAGUUCCGGGAGUACAAUUGAUUUUAAUGAGCCAACUCUGCCUUUUAUGUACAGUCCCCAGCAUGGGAUCUCCAUUGUAUUAAACACAAGCCUGGGAGUUAAUUGAGUUAAAGACUGGCAAGCUAAUUAUCUCCGAGGAACAGAGAGCCCAACUCAACAUAAAAGUACCCCAAAACAUUAUAAAAACAUAUAAUAACCCCACAAUUAGUUCCAUAGCGGUCGCAGCUGAGUACCGCUGAGGAGCAUUCAUGGGUUUGGUUCAUUAGAACGGCCACCAGGGAGCUAGCGUUCGGUUCCAUUCAAAUGAAGGGAAAGUGCCGAACCAGGAAAAGCUGCCAAUGGCGGCUGUCCCAACGAUGUCUCAGACCUGGACCAUAGUGGGUGGGAAAGAGGCCAGCUUCCACACUCCUCCAGGAGUUUGUGGCAGAUGUUCGUGGGAAGGAGCGUUUAUCACAGACUGUACCACUAAAAGCAAGACUGUAGUCAGGCCUGGUAAAUACAUUUAGAAAUAAACAUUACUACCCAUAUUUUCCGGUGUAUAAGACGACUGGGCGUAUAAGACGACCCCCGACUUUUCCAGUUAAAAUAUAGAGUUUCGGAUAUACUCGCCGUAUAAGACUACCCCUCUUCCAAUGCACACCAAAUAAAAAUUAGCCAUGAUGUACAGUGAGCAGACAGAGCUACACAGCAAGACAUUAAAUAAUGAUAAUCUGAAAUAGCAUUUAAAGCCCAGGUAUGUGCCAGGCUGUUUGGGCAUAUAAUCCAUGCCUGCUGGUCUAGCACACAGGAGGCUAAUUGCUAUAUAUUCUUUUUACUCCCCCCCCCCAAUCCUCCCUACAUUCUUCUCACCUCCCCUUCCCUGUGCAGAGUGGGUGGCCGAGCUCCUCUUCGUCCUGUCAGUCCGGCCACGGUACAGGAUUCAGUUACCUGUUCCCGGCCGGACUGAAAGGAAGUGAGCACUCAGUGGAACGGUAACGGACUGACAGGACGAAGAGGAGCUCGGCCACCCACUCUGCACAGGGAAGGGGAGGUGAGAAGAGAGGCAGUGCGGCAGCUGUCUGAGCGCUCUCUAUAGAGCGCUCAGGGGGCUGCAGCAUUAGAAGGGCCGGCGAUGGGGGCGCAGGGCGACCCCGGCAGCCAUAUAGACCCUAUACCCGGCGUAUAAGACGACCCCCGACUUUGGAGAAGAUUUUCCAGGGUUAAAAAGUUAUCUUAUACGCCAGAAAAUACAGUAUAUAAAAUUGUGCCAGCCAUACUACCCUACCAGAUGCAUGGCUUAUCUUGUUAUCCAUGCAUUUAGCAGAAGUUGUAAUAAGCAAACAGGUUUCAUUUAACAUAUAUUACAUUUGCAGUGUAAAACUAAUUUCCUGCAGACUAAUGCGUUUAUAUUACAGUACCAAAGGUAGGCCAAAUAAAAUGGAUGAGGGUGCAUUGUACACACACCUCUCUCUCUCCCUCUGUACUUAUCACAGAACUCCAGAACAAUCAAGCUCAAAUUUUAUAAAGCUCUACAACAAUACAGUUCACAAUAACGUGCAGUUUGUAUUAAGUUUUUUUUUAAAGCUCUUUAAAACAAACUAAUGAGGGAGACACCAGGAAACAAAAGUCCCCAACUGCUUUGGUGUCUUGCAUACUUCCCCUAAAAUAGCAAUCAGCAACUCUUAUUUCAGAAUGGUACUUUUUAUUUAAAAAAUAGGUAAUUUUGCAAAUUAUAUCGUUUACAAACAAUAGAUCAUUAAAUAAUAAAUACAAGAUGAACGACAAGGUAAGUUGCCGUUAGGAAGGAAUCGGCAUCCAAUACAAAGAGGCUAGAGAGUUUAAAAUGGGAAUUAUUCAGUAGGCAUUCAAACUUUAAUGUGUCAAAUCAUACCCUAAACAAAACCCAACAAAAAUUACAAUUAUUGAGGGAUUAUCUAAAAGUAGGACACCCCCUUCCUGGUAAUAUAAAUGUAUGUACGUAGUGGGCAUUGGAUAGCAUUCCCCUCAUCCCCCCAUAAAAAAACAUAACUUACCCCUUCAAAUAACGACAGACAACUUCUUGGGAAAACAGGCCACAGCAUUUAUUAACAUCACCAAAUACUGUAUAACUCCUUAAACAUAUAACAUAAUAAAUAUCAUAAAUUAACAUAAACACUUUUUAUACAGUCAUACAGUAAUCAAGAAAACCGUCCUUGCCAAUCUAACUUCCCCAAGGCCCUCACCUCCCCCCCUCGGCAUAAUAAAACCUCUUCCUUUUCAGGGCUCCCCACCAGCCGGUUUUCCGCUCGGUGGGGUCCAACCAUAAUGCUCCCCACCGGUCGACUUACAACCCAGUGGGGACACACCCAACCUGGUACCUCCUCCAGGUUCACCAUAAGAGACAGGGGGAGGAUGAGACCCAGCCAUUAUCCCCCUUUUCAUCUAAUCUACCAUCCCUUAUUUGGCAAGGACAUGCCCCGCCUCGCUGUGACAACCACCUGGGCGCAAAGCAGCAAAGGGAGGGUGGGCGGGAAACUUGUUGCUGGCCCAACUCCUAAGUGGCACUGAGGUCAGUCUGCUUUGUCACCACCCGCUUCCUCACAUCUCACACUCCCACACGUAGCACAUAGCCAAUCAUGCACCAUGCAUCCCACACUUAUACAUGUAGAAUAUAGCCAAUCAUGCCUCAUCCAUCCCACACUCAUACAUGUGCCCCUGUCCGCUAAGCUGCGCACUCUCCCUGGGGCCUGAUCCCUUUAUAUGAAGCUAAAGUGCUGUAAAUUACAAAAUAGCUAAUCUGCCACUAUCCUGCAUAGACAAACACUAAGUUCCCUAAGAACAUGUUAUUUUGUAGCAAAAUGUGGAUCACUAUCUGGCUUUAAUAGGAAAUGUAAUAUGAAAUGAAGUGAUUCCACCUGUUUCUUACAGGUAGAUAUAUCCCAUGACACUUACCUGUUUUAAGGAAGAUCACAUUUUCUCUACCCUUGCUGAUGAAGCUCUCAAUGAAAGCUUAGCUGGAAACUGACACAUGCUGACAAGCCAGAUAUUCUUCAAAGUGAUCCCACCACGCUAUCCAAUUGGGUGUGUAGCAAAGUUUUGCUCCCCAGAACUAAAAAAACAUCCUCUUGACAGUCAUUAAUAGACAACUGCUUUGGGAAGCAGCUGUGCGUAAUGUAAAAUUAAAAAUAAAAGAUCGCUGAUAUACUUUUGCCCCCUCCCCACCCCAGCAAUGCCUAUGAUUACAGAGGUGCUUAAAUAGACUGGGUGCUCUGUAUGCGAUGAGGACAUAAAUGAUUUGAUAUAAUGUCAUACUUGAUAGCAGCAAUCAAGCAUUUUAGACGUGGAAGAAUGAGCCUUUAAUAUAUGGAAAGGAAUGCCUGCAAAUGCACAGGCCACCAUUGAGUUUGGGAAGGGUAAUUAAAGGGUCAGUAAGAAUCUUUGACGUAAUACAUAUAGGAGAUGUGCUAGAGUGUUAGGGUGAUCGUCACAUUCUAUUUUAAAUGGAAUGUCGCAGUCGUUAAAUGGUAUCAGGUCUGUAUAGAGUUAUGCAAGCAGAACAUUCUAUAUUGGCAUAUGGUCUUUAGGGACCAGGCAGUGAUGACACAUUUAAACAUAAUUUCUCCUUAAAGAGUUUACUAUCUUUCCUGAAGCAGUGUGCUUUUGGAAAGGGCCCCAUAAAUGCUCUAACAUAGAAGUAUUUCUUUAAUUAGUCAGUUAUGCAAAUAUAAAUGUAUUAUAUAAAUAGGUAAAGCAUGUAGAAGGUCUACAGAUAUAGUGUUACAUAAAUAUUGUUAAUAAAUGCUAUUCUCCAUUUAAACACCAUCCAUCACAACCACAAAUGUGUUUGGUUUAUCGGAAAGACAUGUUUAUUUGCAUAUAGGCCUUGACUUUGAGAAACUGAAAUUAAACGCUAGUAAAAUAAUCGGUGAUUGUUUUAGGAAAGUGUUGAUUAUACGUUGGAAUAUUUUGGUCCUAACGCAGCCUCACAAGUUAUAAAAUGUGCAGGAUGGACAAAAACAUCGGUUUCAUCCGAGAUAUUUAAUAGAUUUUCACAUGCAGUGUGUUACCGGUAAAUUCACGUUUUCAUUCUUUGGAGUGGUAUUAUUCUUAGUGCAUUAGGUGAAACUUUGUUUAACCUGUUAAAAGCCAGUGUCAUAACCCUCCUUCUAGCUCUAAAUGCCCUGUUGACUUAGUUCUGAAACUCUAGAUUUUGGGAGGCAUGCAAUCAGGGAGGGAGAUUUACCAGCCCGUAAUACGCAUCACUAACAGGCAGUUGUAUUCAUUGUAACUUAAGGAGAUAUUACUGUUAGUUUAUUGUUGUGAAUACUGUUUAUGCUCCCGCAAAGAGAGGGUAUUUGUAAUAAUGAGGGACAGACUGAUUUAGACCCAAAAUAAGGAAUAUCAUUCUUAAAAAGGGACAAUUGGCUGAUAUGUUUUGGGGACUUCAUCCUGUCCCCAUAAAAGCAAUUCUGUAUUGCAGUACAGGUAUCCGGAAUCGGGACCACCCUUCCUGAUCUAGGACGUCUAAAAUCUGCAGGUUUAGUGACAUGCAUACCUCCCAAACACUUUCAGGGUUAUUAUUAUUAUUAUGACGAUAUUUAUAGAUCGCCGUCAAAUUCCGCAGCGCUUUACAAUGGGUGGACGAACAGACAUGUAGUUGUAACCAGACAAGUUGGACACACAGGAACAGAGGGGUUGGGUUACUCACUAAACUUAUAAAUGUUUUGCAAAUUAAAUCUGAAGGGCAAAACUGAGGCAAAAAAUGCCAUGUUAUCACAAUUGCUGAGUUUUUGUGAGUUUUAUGGCAGUAUAGUGUCUUCAAUGUCACUCAAAGUAUGUCAGUGACUCCUCUUUCCUUAUGAUGAGCUUCUCUGCCCGAGCAUUUGUCGUCUUGGGCAGCAUUUCACUGACAAAUCUGCCUCCCAACGUCACUGUUGACUAUGAGUACAUACACACACGUACAGCUAUAGAAACAUGCAGUACUGAUUACAGAAACACUGCAUUUCAAACGGAAAGGAUACUUGCAGGUUGCAAACAUAUUACUUUAAAUUAAGCAUGUCAAACUCAAAGUCUAGCACAGGCCAAAUAAACAAGGUUUACGUUUAUGUGGGCCGCAAAAACACCAACAAAUUUUCAUAGAAACAUUUUUUUUAAAAAGCACAGUAUAAAAAAAAAAAAAAAAAACAAGCAUCCCCCUCUUCUAAAUCCCAGCCCCCCCAUAUACUAAAUCCCAGUUCCCCCCUCUAGCCAACAAGCAGACUCCACUCACAUUGCCGCUGCCAGUAGGUGACCUUGGAGUCCAGCCUCUGGUAUACCCCAAAUGGCGCCGUCCGCACCCUGUGCCAAAGCGGAUCCUCCUGCUAGUUCGUGAAACUCUGUAAAGGUGGAGCAUGUCGACAUCACGUCAGAAUGUGGCCUUCAUGCACCUCCAGGUACUCUACUGUCCAGCCACGGCCAUCACAACACUGACACACACACACACAAACACUGACAGACACAGACAGACAGAAACACACAGACAGACACACUGACAUACACUCUCAGUCACACACAUUUACACAUUCUUGCACACACUCACAACAUUCUCUGGGGUCCAGUGGGGAUCUUCUGUCUAGAGAUCUCCUUCUUGCUCCUUAUUGCUCCCUCGUGUGCAGUUUAGUGAAGCCGGGUGCCGGAAUAUGAUCUCAUAUUCCGGCACCCGGCAUCACUACAGAAGGCGUGUGCAAGGGAGCAGUGAGGAGGAGGAAGACUGAGCUCCUCCAGCGACCACUCCGAGUCCCAGCCGGGUAAAUUUUAGUAGAGUAUGCCCCUGCAAUGUGGAGAAAACAGGUGCCUACUCUGCUUUAUCACCAAGCAUGUACUUGCGGCUUGCCGGGCCACAAAGAUGCUCAUUGUGGGCCGCGGGUUAAAUAUGCUUGCUUUAAAUGCUUGAAAGGAUGACAUCAAUCGAACUGCCUUAGGACUGAGUAACUCAUUAGAAUCCUGGUCAGACCUCAUCACUAGUAAUUGUUCCUGGGCUAGACAUCUAACCAUAUAUUCUUGCCUACCUCAAAUCCACAUUGAUUGUAAGCUUUUUUUGAGUAUGGCCAUGUUCACAAAAAUAUCCCUUUUCUUUCAUUGUAAAGCGUGGCGGGAUAUGUUGGCGCUAUAAAAAUGCUAAUAACAUUUUUAUACUUUAAGAACAUACAUGUUUAGAUAUUUAAGAAAGCAGUUGUGGUCAAAGACCACCCAAUGUUGACUGACUCCUAUAAACCUAAGAAAAAAGAAAAGAAAAUGUAACUUAACUUUGUAAACCAACAGCUUCCCAAGGUAACCCUUCCAGAUGGACAACUGACAAAUAGAUAUAUAAAGUAUAGCAAAAUGCGAUACAGCUGUUAACCUAAAAUGAUAAUAGAAAACAAAAUAACAUAAUGUAGUAUUUCUUUAUAAAAUGUGUAUGACGCGGAGAUAAUGCACUCACAGAAUGAAGAGAUAAUAAUCGCCUGUAGGGUGCCUCCCCCUGGUAUCGUUGAGGGUCUAUAUGGGAUCCUCCUCUCCUUCCCCUUGCGGGUAUCCCGGAGUCUGACGAAGCAGGUGAAUAUAAAAACGUAAUUUGUUGCCAAACAAAUAAAAGGUUUAAAACAUAAACUCAGUCCUACAAUUAGAACUUCCUCAGGGACUUAGUAAAGAUAAAAUUACAAAAUGCAGUAUAACAAAUGAUAACCGCCGAUAACAAGUUCUAAUUGUAGAACGGAAUGCGUAGGACUGAGUUUAUGUUUUAAACCUUUUAUUUGUUUGGCAAUAAAUUAUGUUUUUAUACUCACCUGUUUUGUCUGACUCCAGGAUAUCCACAAGGGGAAGGAGAGGAUGAUCCUAUAUAGCCCCCCAACGAUAACGGGGGAGGCAACCUAUAGGCGAUUAUCUCUACAUUCAGUGAGUGCAUUAUCUCAACGUGUCAUAGACAUUUUAUAAAAAAUACUAUACUAUGUUAUCCUAUAAACCUAAGCCAGAUAAAAGGCAUAACAAGUUGCUGGCAAAGGUUUGUGGGAGUUGAAGUUUGCCAACAGCUUGAGGUCUGGUAUCUCUGUAUCUACCUGCACUAGAUCAUAAAAAAUACCUACUGUAUAUAUUAUUGUUGGAAAGUAUAGGCCAUUCUUAAUAUAGUUUUGGAAUCCUAUUUACACCUCAGGUACAUAACGAAAAUGGCUGCCUCAUCUAUUCCCACCUUAGUAGUAUGUUACAACAUUGCAAACAAGCGACUAUAUAUAUUAAAUCCCUUCUGAAAAAAUCAUUUGCCUUUUAAUAUCAAUAAUGAUAUCUCUGUGAAUAAAAAUGUAAUUUGUCAUGAACUAUUGUAUAUUUACCACAUGAACGCCAACAAAAAUUGUCUCAGUGCGAAUUGUUGCCAUACACACUUGCUGGGUUUUUAUUGUGCUUUCAAUUUCAGAAGAAGUGGCUUUGGGACAUGAGAAAACCCUAUUUGAUAGAAUGAAGUCUGUGUUACUGUAAUAAAUUCAGUGAUUUCUUGUAAAUGCAGUUAGUCACCAACCAUAUAAGCUCUGUCACCACCUCUGGGAUGUGUCAGUGUGUAGGCUGGUUAGCGAUGGUUGCAGGUGGCGGUGGUGGUGGGGGGUUACCUUCUUUGACAUACAAAGCAUGGGUUGUAAUUUUAGCUAACAAUUUACUUUUAUUUUUAGACCAAACACCUAAUAAUUGUUUUGUUUUUGGUCAGGUGUUACCAUUUUUUUUUUUUAUUAUUAUAGUUGAGGCCCAUAGGUAAGCUAUACGUGCUUUCAAAUAACAUAAUUCUUAGUACGUUACAAUAUGACAGCAACUCUCUUCAGCUAAAUAUAAUGUUCAUGCUCCUUAGAAAUGUAUUCCCUGCUGGCUGAGGAUCUUGGGAGCUGUAGUUCACUAGAAAAAAAAUGUAGUGACUAAAUAGAGGUUUUGUGUUUGUAAAUAUAUAUACGGUAUAUAUUUUUUUAAAUAAUUAACUAAAAGUAUACAUGAAAUUUGUGUGAAUUGAAAGCUCAAUUUCAAUAAACAAAUGUAUCAUAUAGACUUCUCAUCAUUAGACGGAAUUAGCAUUACAGAGCAGCAAAUUCGGUGAAAGCCUUUCAGGGCCAUAUAAGGCAGUUAGGAUGUAAUAGGCUGUAUUUAACCUGCAAAGUGAUCAAAACUAUCUACAACUCGCCUGUAACUGUCUCUGAAUAACCCUGGUAUUAAAUCGGAAAUGGAUUCCUGACCAAUUUCCUGAUAAAUACAUGUGUCCUAUUCCAUGGCUGGUGUAUGGAAGCAAAAUGUCUCUUCAUUAGCACAUUAUUGGGCACAUGUGGUUGUAAAAAUGUUGUUUAUUUCUAAAUAGAAGUUCUAUUUCUGUACUAAACAAUUACGGGGUGUAAUUAAACACUGCUCCCAGUAUGGCUCCAAUACAAUGAGUGUAAUUCUGAAAUUCCUGCCAAUUGCUGAGUGUAUGCACAUGCUACAGAGGUACAUUAAUGCAAUAUCAACAUGCCAUUUCAAUGCCCAGGUGUACAUGAAUGUGUGAUUCAGAAUGAUAAUAGAGAUUCUGGGUUCUUAGAGGGAUUAUAAAUGUUUUACAUUUUAGGGUCAGAGAAAUCCACAGAUAUUGCAGUUGUUAUAAGUGUAAACAAUAUUGAUUAAUUAAAGAAAUUGAGUUGUUACAGUACUUCAUUGUCGGCUAAAACCGGAUAGAAGCCACGUAAUUUAAAGGAAAAUGUCUGCACACAGCUGUUUGUAGCUGCAGUUAUUUGCAAAAAUGACUGCCACUAUAAGACCUCCCCUUAGCACAGAGGCUGCACAGGAGGAAGUGUUUGCUUCCGUCUGCCAUUCCAAAGAAUUGUACGCCAUGUUCCUUCCCAGUGGUUGCCCGCUAUACAAAAGCUCAUGUCAGACUGUGAAAGUAGAACCAGUACUAUUGUGAACAUCUGUAGGACUAAAUAAAAAAAUCAAAGACUUACACUGAGGGAAAAAAGUAUUUGAUCCCCUGCUGUAUUUGACCGUUUGCAAAUCCAGAAAAACGCAUGUCAAAAAAGUUAUAAAUUGAUUUGCAUGUCAAUGAGUGAAAUAAGUAUUUGACCCCUUUGAUUUAGUACUUGGUGGCAAAACCCUUGUUGGCAGUCACAGAGGUCAGACGUUUCUUGCAGGUGGCCACCAGGUUUGUACACAUCUCAGGAGGGAUUUUGUCCCACUCCUCUUUGCAGAUCAUCUCCAAGUCAUUAAGGUUUCGAAGCUGACGUUUGGCAAAUCGAAACUUCAGCUCCCUCCACAGAUUUUCUAUGGGAUUAAGGUCUAGAGAUUGGCUAGGCCACUCAAGGACCUUAAUGUGCUUCUUCUUGAGCCAUUCCUUUGUUUCCUUGGCUCACUGACACGUGGGCAGGUCAAUGGAAAUUAUCUUACGCAGUGGCAAGCACAUCCACUUAUGUGCCCAUGCAUGUUCUAAUUUAGAAUGAUUAACCCCUGGUGGAGUGACACAAAUCUGAAAUAGGGACUCUCCUGGAAAAUCAGAGACACUUGGCGGGCUAUGGUGUUGCAGUGUGCUGGUUAAACAGCGAAUUAAGACACUGUAGUCUCUGGGCACCAUGCACACAAGUUGAUAAUGUAUUUGUAACCGCGCUGCUGACUAUGUUUGUGCUAUAUAAAGAUAAUAAGUACAUUGCAAAAAUCUAAUUUAACCUUCUUAAUGAUGUAAUAUGCUGAACUAGGAUAGACUAUUGUUGGUACGUCUGCAGAUUUUAACUUCCAUAAUUUUAAGCCAGCCAUUAGACAGCUGGAGAGCUAUGUGUUUCUUAUCUUUUACAUGACUUAUCCUGUGCCGUUAGUCAUAUGUUCUGUAGCUGCUCUUUGGCAGUGCUUUUGGUUGAACAAAUUAGCCUGAAGUGUUGUGCCCUUGACUGGUAAAUCCUUUUAACCCGGUCGAGUGGAGCGCAUGAAUACCUAGAUUGUUCCUCUGUCUGUUAUUCUCUUGUGUUUAUCUGACGGAGCUGUCAGUCAGACCAUUAUAGCUGCAGUGCAAACUGAACUCACUUGUCCACUCACAAAAGCAGAGUCUGUCGAUGAUAAGCUAAACAAAAUCACUGAGAUGUCACUGCCAGGGAACUGAGCAAUGAACCUUAGUAUGUUGGGUGUGAACUCUGUGCGCUGCCCUUACAAGGGCUGGCUGCGGGCUAAUUUAAUGUUACAGGCCUCGGGCGGGGAAUUUUUAUAUAUUUCUGCUUUUAUUACAUCUACUACCUCUUCAUCUGAAAUAAUCUAGCUUGCACAAGAAAUUUGCAAACGAAAAAUAAAAAAUAGUUAGUUUUAUGCUGGUUAUGAUAAACCGCCAACCAUGCAGCGUUAAUAAGCAAAUUACUCAAUUUAAGCCCCCCCCAAAAAAAAGAUUUGUGAAAGGUUCUUCCCACUUACUUUUGAUAUAAAGUUCACAAAUUGAUUGUCAACCCCCAUAAAUAAUUGCUUGUGCUCGCGAUUCUACUGUUUUAAUGUGAAAAACAUCAGUGUAAUAAUGGUAGAUAUUGUUACAAAUUAAUAGAGAACACUAGAGUUGCUGUGGAUUGUAGUUCUCAUCAUUCCCAGCCAGGAAAUCCGAGUUGCUACAGCCUAAGGGUACGUGAGUAAAGGUGUAUGUCUUGAAGGAAAACAGACAAUUUUUUUUAUUUUUAUUUUUUAAAGAAGAGAUUACAUAUAUCUUCUGUGUGUAUUAUUAUAAUGCAGACAUAUACAUUGAUACGUCUUUUCAUUGCAUUUCCUGGAAUAUUCUUGCUCUUAAAGCUUCAACCAUCUUUAAGUUUCGGAAUUGGAGAAAAACUAAGGUGUCCAAUUGUGCAGCGCUACGGAAUUUGCUGGCGCUAUAUAGAUAAUAAUAAUAAUAAUAGUGUCAGGAAUACAAGCAUGUAUUCCUAACUCUAUAGUGUUUAACUAUUUAGGUCCUCGGGCCCCACUCAUAUUGCAGUAAAAAGAGCAUCUGGCCCUGCCUCCAUGGCCAAGAUCAUCAAUCUCAUAGAGAUGCAUUGAAUCAAUACAGGGAACAUUCAGCCUCCAUGCAGAGCGUGCAACACUGACCCAGGAAGCACCUCUAGUGGCCAUCUCUGUAAUUGCCACUAGAAGUGUUACUAGGCAGCAAUGUAAUUCUCUGAAAAGGUUAUAGACACCAGAACCACUACAUUAAGCUGUAGUGGUACUGGUGACUAGUGUCCCUUUAAGAGCUAGUGUGCCUUCAUGAAUACUGACCUCAUGAGCAAGCUUAGAGCGUAACAAAAAUGCACAAAUUGUGCAUGAUUAUUAUUUCAAAAUAACUGGAGCUUCAGACCAAUAAAGACUAAAGAUAGCUGGUCCGGUGAGCAAGGUAGACCAAGAGAUGCACUAAAAAGAUUUAUCCCCUCACAUAUAUUUAUUUAAAAAUAUAGCUUCAGUUGGUAUUAUGACAUGCAAUCUUUCAUUAUUUUGUAAUUACUGAAAUUAACAGUUUGACUUUUAUCUGUGCCAUUGGAUACAGCACUGUAAGUUACAGUGUAAAAAGUUUCCCUUAGCAAUGCAGUAAGAUUAGAACUGCCCCAGUCCGAUAUUUGACAUUUUAAAAGCUUUCAAAGUCUGUUCUAGGUUAUAAUCAGGUUAUUAGCAAUGAGCAAUUCUAAAGCAGCACCAUUUCAUCUAAUUCUCGUUAUAACAGGUCUGUGGAUUUAAUGCAUUUGGGAUGACAUUAAAAAAACUAACAGUGAUAGGAGUUGUACUCCAGUCGCAUCUAGAAGACCUCAACGGCCCGCCCCAGUUUAGAGGAAUACAAUUUCUUUCUUUUUUUUGUUGACAUAUAAACAGUUAAUCCCUUUGCUACCAGAGAUUGUGACAAAGGAUUAGGAGCCACCAAUUUGAAACCGAUAGCCGGGAGCAUACCGUGAUAGCGAGCAGCAUUUUAUCAAACGCUUGUUAGCUGUUAUAUUAAAGCCCCUAAUAUACUAAUGCACUCAUCUGGCAGAUAGCGUGUAAAAAGUCCAGCCUCGUCGAGCCCUGCAUUUACUCAAAGUCAGUAUGAGAUGCAGGUUGUAACUUUUUCUGUGAUAUAAUUUGCAAAUGGCCCAUUUAUCAUUAUGAACAUUGAGGAAACAGGGAGAAGGAUUAGUGUCUAAUUAUUAUUAUUUUUUUUCGUCUUAGUCUUUUUUCCUAAAUUUGUGAUUAAGAAGUGUACUUGCUCUUGCUGGUAUAGUAAUAAUUUUUUAAUUACUACUAAAUCACUACCAAGAGAAGAUUUUAUUGGGUGGGGAGAGAUUAAGGUUAAUUAUAAUUAUAGGGUUCAAGGAACACUCCAAGUACCAUAACCACUACACCUCCACCCCCUUAUGAGUGGCGGAAGUUCCUGCUUUAGAAAUUCUGUUAGAUAAUGAGCUGACCCCUCAGGAGAGCAGAAAGCAUCAGCCGGUUGCUCUCAGCCAAUGAGAGCAGUCCAAAUGACCUGAGUGAAGAGAGAUUCCGUCCCUCACUGAGCAGAGCAGAGAUCGAUCGCUUCCAGCGGAACCCAGGUAAGAAGUCAAAAUGAUUAGACUAACAACGAGGGGUGCAAACACACUCCUGAUACCAUAACCACUACAACAUGCUAUAGUGAUUAUGGUACUUAAAGUGUUCCUUUAGACACUGAAAAAAGGUAAGAGUAGAACCUUUAUUUAAUAUUUUUAUGACAAUGGUAUUCAUGUGCCUCCCCUCCUGUUUAAGGACAGGGGCACUAAAGCAGUAGAAAUACAGGUUUAUAAUUCCUAAUGCUAUAGUGUUCCUUUAAUAUACAUUCUGAAGUCAUUUAACUUAGGCCCAGGAAAACGUUCAAUCUAGCUUCUUUCUGGGGUCAGGUCAGGGCCAUCAGAAAAUGACAAGUUUAAAAGUGGAAAUCUCUCUCAAGAGGCAGCAAUUGCCCAGUGCACCUGCCUUGCAAAGACUUAGAAACAUAGAAUGUGACGGCAGAUAAGAACCAUUCAGCCCAUCUAGUCUGCCCAAUUUUCUAAAUACUUUCAUUAGUCCCUAGUCUUAUCUUAUAGUUAGGAUAGCCUUAUGCCUAUCCCACGCAUGCUUAAACUCCUUUACUGUGUUAACCUCUACCACUUCAGCUGUAAGGCUAUUCCAUGCAUCCACUACCCUCUCAGUAAAGUAAUAGCUAUACAUGUUAAGAUCCUUUAACCUUUCCUGGUAAGUUUUAUCCCGCAAUCCAUGAACCAGUUUAGUAGCCCUUCUCUGUACUCUCUCUACAGUAUCAAUAUCCUUCUGGAGAUACGGUCUGCGUACAAUACUCCAAGUGAGGUCUCACCAGUGUUCUGUACAGUGGCAUGAGCACUUCCCUCUUUCUACUGCUAAUACCUCUCUCUAUACAACCAAGUAUUCCGCUAGCAUUUCCUGCUGCUCUAUUACAUUGUCUGCCUACCUUUAAGUCAUCUGAAAUAGUUACCCCUAAAUUCCUUUCCUCAGAUGUUGAGGUUAGGACUCUAUCAAAUAUUCUGUACUCUGCCCUUGGGUUUUUUACAUCCAAGAUGCAUUAUCUUGCACUUAUCCACAUUAAAUGUCAGUUGCCACAACUCUGACCAAUUUUCUAGUUUACCUAAAUCCUUUGCCUCCUGGAACAUCAACCCUGUUACAUAUCUUAGUAUCAUCAGCAAAAAGACAUACCUUACCAUCAAGACCUUCUGCAUUAUCACUAAUAAAAAUAUUAAAGAAAAUGGGUCCAAGUACAGAUCCCUAAAGUACCCCACUAGUUGCAAGCCCAUGCUCUGAAUAUACUCCAUUGACUGCAACCCUCUGUUGCCUGUCACUUAGCCACUGCCUAACCCAUUCAACAAUUUUGGAAUCCAAACUUAAAGGAUCACUAUAGUGUCGGGAAAACAAAGCGGUUUUCAUGACACUAUAGUGCCCUGAGGGUGCCCCGACCCUCAGGGUCCCCCUCCCGUGGUGCUGAAGGGGUUUAAACCCCUUCAGUUACUUACUUUAAUCCAGCGCCAGGCUCCCUCAGCACUGGUGACCUCUCCUCCCCCGCCGACGCCAGUGGAGCCGAAUGCGCAUGCGCAGCAAGUGCCGCGUGUGCAUUUAAAGUGUCCAUAGGAAAGCAUUUCUCAAUGCUUUCCUAUGGCCGCUCUGCGCGAUGGAUGCGAAAUUCGCAUCCAGCGUCGCAGAUGCGCCUCUAGUGGCUGUCCGGAAGACGGUCACUAGAGGCUGGAUUAACCCCAAAUGUAAACAUAUGCAUGCAUCUGAAGGGUUAAAACCUGAGGGACCUGGCACCCAGACCACUUCAUUGAGCUGAAGUGGUCUGGGUGACUAUAGCGUCCCUUUAAAGAUUGUUUAUUGAUAAGCCUUCUAUGUGCAACAGUGUCAAAAGCCUUACUGAAAUCUAGGUAAGCAAUUCUUAUGCAGCUGCCUUGGGAAGUCUGUGAUUGGACAGCCACAGAAAGUCUGGGUGGGGUUAGAAGGGGAGGGCUUGCAAGGGCUGUAGACAAUAGAUAUGCAGUAUUUGUAAGUUGUUUUUAGAUAUACCCCCAAUGAAAAAUGUAUAUGUUAAAUUAUUAUUAUUGCCAUUUAUAUAGCGCCAAAAGAUUCCGUAGCACUUUACAAUAUUAAAUGCACGCAUGUUUUUGUUGGGAAUGUUUCUACUAAACAGUGAUGUUUAUUUUGUUUGUGUUUGGGUAGAAGAGUUUUUCUUUAACCCUAUUGACUCCUGAAGAAGAAGACUCGGCCCAACAGCUGAAUUCAGGAAACUAUCAAAACUCAUUGCUUAGUCGUUCCUAGGUUCCAGGGUUGUGGUGGACAUUACAUUAAGACCUUUUAUCCAGUUAACGAUGCAGCCAAUGCUGGUUCUCUUCCGACCUCGACUUCUAUGCUAGAACUUGACUAUAUUCACGCAUUAACCUAGAAAGCUCGGCCUUCCAGCAUCAUACGGUAAUUUAUUUGAGCAUUUAAGAACGAGCAACUAUUAAAGUACAGAUAUACUUGGAACACUUCCAAUAAGAUGUAACAUUUUAACGAGCCACUUAAGAGAAAAGAAAACUCUCGAGAAAUAUAUCCUGAAUUAAAAUAAUGCACAUAUCUUGACAAACAGACAUCAUUUGUUCAGCUGCUGCCCAAUGCUCGUGAAGGAAAACAGCACUCAUUCCCUCCUAGUGUGAAAGUAAUGGGUUUUGUCUUGAGAAAGAUAACAAUCCUCUGAAGCAUUCGACCCUUCCAAUUGAGAGACUUGCACAGCUGCACUUGAACACAAAGCCCAUGUCAGCUUAACAUUUCAACACUCUGCUUAAUAGGUUUCCUCUUAGCCUAAGAGGGGGACAAGCCCUCUAGAGUACAAAGAUUACUUUGUGUAGUUUCUAACAUUAUCCAUAGAAUGGCAUGUUCUACACAAGUAGGAGCUCCCGGCAUACAUUCCCCGAUACAUAUUCUUUGCUUACAAUCAUUUUUACACCCGCAGAAUACGGUGGAAUAUUACCCAGUGCGGUAAUAAUAGUAGGACGUCAACCUGCCAGUACAAUCCAUGAACAAUUUGUAUAGCGAAUUGUAAAUUGUAGGCCAAAAUAGCCGAUUUAAAAUAAAUAUUCUGCAGCUUAGCUGUAGUUACUACAGUGAGUAUUGUUGAGAAUUCAAAGUGCAUUCCAAAACUAACGGCAACAGAGCGGAGUUGGAAGCAGGCACUGCUGACCUGGAGAAUUGUUUCAGUUUGUUUAUUAUGGCCUGAAAUUUGAAGUCCGUUGAAUUCGGACAAUUCGUACUUUAGUGAAUAAUCCUGUCAGUGACGACAUCCCAAAUGCAUUUUAACGGUAUAGAGGGGUUUGUUAUCGUAUGGAUUUUGCAAGGUACUUGUGACGUUGCUGUUUGUUGAAAAUUUGUCCUCGUCAAUAUGAAGGCCUAGCGUGUCAUUUUGUUAUAUGAGGCUCAAUUAAAGCAGUAAGCCAUUUCCGAAGCUUUUGGCUCAAAUGCCCCAAAAAUACGCUGCUGACCAGUGUUCCACCAUGUAACUGUAAAAUCUAUGAUAAGUGGGGGAGCAUUCGCUAAACUGUUAAUUGUAAAUAAUUGGGAAAGGGAUUGCAUGUUGUAUUCUUAAACAGCUACAUAAAAACUGUGUGGGUGUCGAAAAUGUACUUGCCCUUGCCAAUUCUUGAAAUAAACCCCCAAAUAUUACUGUAUGGCAAAAUGGAAACAUAGGCACCCAGCCGUUUCCCAGCUGGGUAUCUGAAGGCUUCGAAAUAUGGUGUAGCAUGGAUUCAAACCCACAUUUUGUGCUACGUUUUUGUAAAGUGAUGAAUUCACCACCAGACCCGUCACUGAUAUCUCUGUUGCUGUGCGUAUCUCGAUUUGUGAUAGGGGUCCUGGAAGAUAUACAAAGUUAUUAACUAAAGUGGCAACUGUCAGGUUCAAAGUUAAUUCCGCAUUUUCGGCCAGGAUGGCUCUUUUGGCCUUAAAUUUAAAUUUCACUUUGAAUUCCAGACAAUUCCCACUGCGGUAUAUUAUAACCCUGAUAGUGUAUUGCAUCUGGCGUCAUGCCUAUAACACAUUUAGAACAUACUGUCCAGCGCAGGAUCAGUGUCUUGUGUCAUGAUAAAACUUUACUAGCUGAAUCAUGUACCUGGAUCCUGGAAAAUAAUGUAGAUGCCAGGAAAUAUCUGUGGUCUAAAUUGAGUUCAGUAUUACUCAAUGGAAGUUUUUCUGAGCAAGAUGAUGGAUCCAAGGGCUUAUUAUGCCUUUGUAGGUGAGGAGGGCACUUUGACCUCUAGUAACCCCUUUGCUGUUUGGAGGGCACAGUUAUUUGCAAACAAUGUAAAGGAAACUAACAGCAUGCACACAGGUUCACAUUAAACUGAGGUUUGAAACCAAAAGAAGAGGCUGGCCAAGUGGUGGUUGCCUUCCAUCAGAUAUGGAUGUCCUUACAGUAAGUAUUGUUUUAUCAGCUCUGUUUGGAAAGUAGUGUCCAUGGGGGAAAUGCGACCGUGUCAUGGUUUCAGAACUGGAAGCUAGAGUUGUGUAUUAAUUACAACCACAGAUCUCUGGGAAUCUAAACCAGCUUUUUGGUCAUUUUUUUUUUCUGUUCCUGUGUUGCGUUAACGCAGGGUUGUACUGAGGAGGGCUUGUUUGUGUUUGUUUUCAUGUGAAUUCCAUGGCAAUAAAAAGAUCUGACCACAAGCAGCCAUCAGAUAAGAAGUUAAUAAAUAAAAGAGACAAGUCUCAGAAUGACCCCUUGUAGUUCGGAGGGGAUUUCUCCCCCCAACCAUGCAUUAGAAGUGAUGGGCUAACAAGGUUGGUCCUGGGGAUCCCACUUACCACACUCAUUGUAAACUCUCUUCUUCUACCAAAUAGUUGGUGGAUGGAGGAGAGAAUUAAAUAAAUACACAAUUUACAUAUAUAAUAGACAAUAUGGUCUCGCACUAUAUAUAUCUCUCUAUAUACCAUUACUGGGAAUUUCCUGAUGUCAGAUAGAUGAUAUCUUGAGGUUAUUUGGGGUUAUUUAGUCUAAAUAUGUGAUCCAUCCAGAUCACUUCAGAGAUGGGAUUGAUAAGUUUACAGUAUGGUUAAUGUAUUAGAAAAUAAUAUGUUAUGCACUUACUAUCUUAUUAGACGAUGGACAGCAAUUCACUAAACAAGGAUUCCCACAACGUUGUUAAAAAAAAACCAAAUGGAUGUGAACUGCAUCUUUAAGAUGAGAUAUAAUUGUCUUAAAAGUAAUAUAUUACUGUGCAAAGCUAUAGAUGCAUAAAGUUGUAUGUAUUUGUUCGUAGAAGAAAAGUUUCUUCAACAGAUGAAAGAAAAAUAGAUAAUAGAUAGACAUUGCUGAGUGGACACACACAAUUUGAAGAGCUACAAAAAUAUGUUUUUCUGUAAUGAGCACGGACGGUAAAAUCCCAGUCUAUGGAUAUGAGGUAUAGACAAUCAGGGUUGGUACUGUUAGCAUUAGAUGUUUGAAAUAUAUAUGGAGACCUAAUAGUAAAAUAUAUGCAGGAAGAUUAAUAAAAUAAAUAAUGAAAAAAGUCCUACUUGCACAAUCCAGAGCAAUGACCUGCUCUGGUGAAAUAAUCUUCACCUGGGAACUGCAGGUGAAACAAAUACAUCAAAAACAAUGUGAAAUUUACAAAUAAAAAGAAAUACCAGUCCACAUGGAUAUAACACUUCACGCAUUUCGCAGAGACUUUAGCAAAAGUGUGCGUAGUCUUGUGCAGAAUGUAUUGUAGGGUUGUCCAAAAGUUAGGUUAUUGCCCAAAUAAAACAUACAUUCACUGUUCAGUUUCCCCAAAUUAAAACAUGCAUUGAUUUAAUUGUGCAUUUUUACAUCCACUCCACUAAGCUAAACAAACCAGGAAAUAACAUGACAGGUGCACAGUCGGAUUUACCGGCAUAUGCACUAACCUUACCCUGAAGCCCAUUAAGACACGGACACAGGUUAUACUGUUGGAAAUAUUAGUCCACAGCUUUAUUAAUUAUUCAUUAAUUAAUUGAGGAAUAACAAAUAGGGUCAUUGCAAACAAAUAUUAUUAAAGCCCAAAUCCCCUCAUAUACAUAACAUACCCCUGGCAAUGACCCCACAAUAAAUAAUCUGAUUAACAUAUUAACACAGAAACUGGCCGUCCAAUAUGACCACAUUUCCACCAGAUUAAAUUGUAGGGGUAUACCAAAACACAGCUACACCCACAAGUUCAAUUGCAGGGGUGUACCAAGACACCGCUUCACCCCCAGGUUCGGAGCCAGUGGCGGGCUUGAACCUACCAACCAAGUGUAACACUUCCUAAUCCACGCUGAACCUCAGGAUGUCCACUUCCUCCUCCAUCUACCCCCCGAUUUAACCUGUCCAUUCUCCUGGGCUCCCCCACCACACCUAAACAAGGCCUGUUGAAGGCCCAGAAUAAAUAGGUCACACCCCACAUCCAAAAGAUGUACACCAUCCCACUCCACCUAUACUACUAAUAAAGACCGCCUUCAUUUUAUUGAUUUAUCCCCGACACCGAGCCACCGCGGCCGGGUCCUUUGCAUGUCGCCAGUGAAACCGAGGAACCAUCUCGGACCGCACCACCACCACACCUGAAACCAGCUCCCGUAGCUGGUCCACAUCCCUCUUCAUCCAUCUUACCAAUUCCUUUUUUGGGACCAUGCCCAGAUCAUUACCUCCAGCGUGGCUUAACAGUACAUCUGGAACGGUGACCCUUGCCACCCUCCGAAAAAUUUCACCACGAAUGCCUUGCCAACCAAAACCCCGAAAACCAAACCACUCCAGUGUCACCAACUCCAGAGGAAAGCCCAGCUGCACUCCUUGUUUCCAAACUGCAGCUAUCUUCUUCGCCCAGUAGAUGUAAGAGUGGCCCACCAACCAGGCCACCCAACAAAAAAUGAAAACAGAAUCAGGGACAAGGCAUAACACCCACACCCAUUAAACCAAGUGUUCGGGCCGUAAGUAGGACUUAAACGGUACCGACCCUCACCAGCUCUUCACCUAGACCAAGGACGCCUCCGUUGCUGCCCCUACCCGGAAAGAAUGGGUCAGGAGCCUGCCCGGUUUCAUGUGCAUAGCACUACGUGGAGUUUCGCCCGGACGUUCUGGGUUGUUUUUUGGUACAUGGGGAUGGAUCCGCUCUGUCACAGUUCCAAUUCUUUCGGGUUUUUCGGAUUGGCUUGAUGGAAAUAGUGUUACUAAACAACCUUUACAAAUACAUCCAUCUUUGUACUGCCCAACUGAAUCACCACCCUAUCGGUCCGUAAUUAGAUGUCCGUGUUGAACCCCCCCAAUACCCACCCGAGAGGUACUUGUCAGGAUUACAGUAUGAUCCAGCACGUAGAAUUGUGUAACACAGAGGACUGAUAGGUAACAUAUACUGGACCUUAGAAUGGCCGGACUAACGUACCAAAGAAUAGUCAGGAAUAGAGGUCAAGGGAUACAGAAAGAGACACAACGAUAAGGAAAAGCCAGGGGUCAGGGAUGCCAGAAAACAGGGAAGUCAAUAUCAAUGCCAAAGUCAAAUAACCAGAAAAAACAUAAUCAAUAACACGCUCUCGGACAACCACAAGGGAAACCACGACAGGGCACAGAGCAAGAGGAGAACUGGGCCUAAAUACCUUACCUGUGGAUCUGAUUGGCGUCAAAGGCCGGUUACAGCCAAAGGCAGUUACCAGGUUUCUAUUUGCAUAUUUGCUGUGGAUUGAUUGCUGCUCAGCACAAACCCUCCUGUGGAUUGAUUGCUGCUCAGCACAACUUUUCCUGUCAGGACAGUAAAUGCCAUUAAUCACAUUUUUAUGUGCAGAUGAAUAUGUGACAGUACUCACCAGUUCACCAAUCCGAAAUGCUCAGAACAAUGCCCACGAGAAGGCAACAGAGAAUAACCCCACCCCAAAAGGAGAUGAACACACCGCUGGCAGCACUCCCACGAAGCGCUGCAGGACUUUUAAAGAUAUUGGACUUCUAGUAUCCACCAAUUUCUUAACUCUCCUAAAGCCCCGUAAGGCUUGAUGAAUGUGAACAUUUUUUGUAACGUCCUCCCAACCAUUUAACUUGAACAGAUACGCCAAUGCCACCAUAUUCCUGUUGACCAGACCCCACAAGUUGCCCUUGCCAGAAAACGGCUAAAAACUCUCUCUAUGGGAAAUACCCUACACGCACAAUUCAGACUGCCUAUCAAAGACUGCAGCUCUCUCAACGUAACCUUUCUGGACCCUCUAACAUGCACUACGAUCAAUCAACUUAUACCUAGGCAGCCGACAUUCCCCUGCCACCGAAUCAAUCUCCAAGCCAAGAAAACAGACAAAUGGUUGGGCCCAACGUCUUGUCGGCUGCCAGGGGUACCCCAAACAAAUGAGCCACCCAUUCCAAAGACCGCAAGGUAUGGCCACAACAGCCCGGCCCGGCAGUGCCCACACACAAGAAGUCAUUGUGCACUAAAGAACCCCCACCCGAUUCCUCCUUCACCACCCACUCCAAAAAGGAACUAAACUUUUCGAAGUAGGAACAUGAAAUAGAGCAGCCCAUAGGCAAGCAAAGGUCCACAAAAUAAGCCCCAUCGAACAUGCAACAAAUGGUGACAAUCCGGAUGAAUCGGCAGUAAUUGAAAAGCCAACUCCACGUUAGCCUUCGCCAUCAAUGGCCCGCGUCCUGCCUUCUGAACCAACUCAACCACCUGGUCAAAUGAUGUGUAGGAGACAGAACACAGGGCCGCAUCAAUGUCGUCAUUUACCGAAGAACCUUUUGGAUAUGACAAAUGAUGUAUCAGGCGGAACUUACCCAGUUCUUAGGCACCACGCCCAAAGGUUAAAUCUGUAAGUCCGCCAACAGAGGUUGUGAGAAUGGCCCCGCCAUCCUACCCAGCUGAACUUCUUUAGCCAAUUUCUCUCGAACCACCUCCGGAUGCUCUGCGACCAACUUCCCACAAUCGACCCAAACCCUUUUGAAAACCCAUCUAACAAUAACUGUGCGUCACCCUGGUUACCGUAACGGCUUAGUCAAGUCAACAUCGCGCCAACCUUCACCAGGGUUUCCCCCCGCACUGGCCCCACCAUGAAAGGGUGCAGCUUUUUAAGCCAUCAUCAGUUUUAUCUAUAGGGGUAGGUCCACUUCCACCAUGCUAAACCCCCAUAAAUACAAUAAGCCUCCCAGAUGCCAUCCAAAUAGCAUAAAAACUGAGAACACCGCUCUGGAAAUUUCUCCCCCAAAACACUAGCCAAAAUGAUGCCCGAAGUCAAAUCCCAAAAGACUUGGGUAUCUUCCAAUACCUCAGCCUCUUUUCCACCUUCUCUUUCUUGGCAUCCUUCUUAUUUUCCUCCUUCAGAUCAAGAUACUCAUGCCAAGAAAGGCAUGAGAAGAUCUUGAGGAAUUCGCCCCGCCAAAUCUUUUCCAUCACUUCCGAUUUUAGAUGACAACCCAAAGGCCCAGCAAAUGACACAUGCACAUUCUGCCUGGCUACCUCAGGGAUCUCACCUGUCAACUACGCACGCUCGCUGACCACCGCCGAUGUCCCUGACCCAAGUGAAGUCACCGUAGUCCCGCCCUGAACACUGCCCACUGCAGCCAUCGGAACCGUAGUAGCCAACCCACUCCCGCCUGUUGGUGGACCCCACACCCGACUAAAAUGUGCCUCCUGUGUAUCCCCGACAGCCCAAGUGUUAAGAUAGGACCUCAAGCUAUCCAACAGAUUGCCGGAGUGUAGUGCAGAAGAAGACUCACUGCCAGAACCCCCUGCCGUAAAAGACCGCGGGGCGGCUGUCCUUCCAUCCACCUUGAGAGGUUCAGGAGUAGCAUUAUAGCCUCUGCAUCCAGCUGCCUGGUCCUGCCUCAGAACCAUAGGAGAAGGAGUUGCUGACCUGCAGGAAGAAGACAACCUGGGUAGUUUGCUUAUAGGAGACCCAACCCGUCCAUCCUUCCCACGUUCCCGACCACAUUCCCUUUCCUCACAACGUCUGGCUGCCUGGCCAUAUUGGGCAGACAGGGUAAGCCUACUCUUCUGAUAACUCCUCUUUUGCAAGCCCUGCACCGGCUCCUUGCCCUAUCCUCGGAAGAAGUUGAACGCCCUCUGCUGUAAUGCCUAACAAAGGGGCUCCUGUCUGCUGCGCUGACCCGCCUGGGACCGUCUAUCCUCGCUGUACCUGAUCCUAUCCUUGGAACGAUCCUGAGAAGUAGCCUGGCCUGGGACACCUGGUGACCUGCUAUCCCUCGUCCUAGAGUGGCACUCCCUGCACUCUUGGACAGCAUGACUCCUCCAAUCCGGCCUAUCCAUCUGCCUGGUUCCAUGUAGCCAUGCACACUCUCUCCCACUUGACCACACGUGGGCCGUGCUGCGCCCCCCAUGCGUCGUUUGGGCUGUGUCCCCACUAUCAGGGCUCAUAUCUUGCCUGUUAGGCCUGCCUGGCACCUUCCUGGCCAUAGCACUGCUAUGUCCUAUGCCCUGCCUGAACCAGCCGGCGCCCAUGCUGACUUUGCCUCCACCGCAGGUGACCUGGCCCCCAGGGCUCUACCAGACUCCUUCCUGUUGCCUGGAUCACCCACGACCUGUUCCCCUCCGUGCCCCAGGGCAUCCACAUCCUGCCCUCCGCUCCUGCUGCCAAGUGAUGAUAAUGUAAAUAAUAAAAAAAAUAAAAAAUUUUGAAUUCCAUUUCAUCAAAUCAUGUCUUUUUGUAAAGUGACACCUAAGUUCCAUAUUUAAAAAUGGCUAUUACAGGCAUAUAAAGGCCAACGUGAAUUUGUAAGAUAUAUGUUUUUAGAAUACAGACACGUUGUUUUUUUGUUUUUUUUUAGAUCUUAAGCUUGUUUGGGCUCUUCACCUACUUUUAGUGUAUGUCAAAUACCUUAUGUUAGAAUUGUUUGUCUUGUUUCACCUGUUGUACAGCGCUGUGGAACAUAUUGGUGCUAUAUAAAUUAUAAUUUGUAAAAAAUUGGCAAAGUAUUAUCAUGACACGGGGUAUUGACCAAACAGUGGCUGAACUAAUGUAGAGGGUGGGGGAGGGUUGUUGCAAGAACUUUUUAUGGGCCCCUCUAGCAAAGAGUGCUAAAAGGUAGAUCCCUAUCUGUCAUACAACUCCCACAAUGCUAAGCCAGCUGGGGAUCUACCAUUUGCCCAUUCUUGCAGGUUUGUAUUUGUGAGCAAUGUUUCUGAGUUUCAUUGUAAGCAUGUAUUUGUAUAGAGUAUGUGUGUGCUUGUAGGUGUGUAUUUGUAUGUACUUUUGGCAUUGGAAUGCACUGGUAUACUUUUGUGUGUAUGUAGUGUUGGUGUUUAAACACGGGUGUACAUUUGUGUGUAGUAUUUGUGUAUUAUUUUGGAGUUUUAAUGCAGGGGUGUGUUUGCGGUGAUGGAGUUCAUCCUUCGACCCAGACAGCACAAUGUCUUGGGCAGGCCCUGACUGGGACUGUUUUGCCGGGUCUAAGACAGUAUCGCAUCACUAAUUUUUAAAAACUAAUGUGACUAUAAGGCAAUCUUAGAGUAAGUCCGAACUCAGUUUUGCAGGUCUUUUCAUGAAUUUAUUGUUUUGUGACACCACUCACUCCCCUAUCUACCGGUAACGCGCAGCUGUAGAAACUCAGGCCGUGGGCUGUGAGAUUCCUACCGGCCGAGAAGUACUGUUUAGUUUAUGGAUCUGCAGUAACUAAAAUCUAAAAUCAACAGAGCAAGACCACAGGUAUUGGCCACAGGUGGAGAGUAUUUGCUUACAUAUCCUGCAUUGCUUGCUGCGCUGUUAUUUUUGAGAGCCCUAAAUGAAAUAAGCAGAAUCUUUCUCCCUCCCUGAAUUUCUGCUUUUUAGACCGCAUUGCUCCUAGAUGAUCCCCCCACACUCCUUCCAGCAGAGUAAAUAGAGGGAUAUUGGAUAAAAGCUUAGUGAACAUCUCUUGUAUCUUUUUACUCCCUCUCCGCAGAAAGGUCACUUCUUAUUUGUUAGCAUUACUGCAGCUUGUGUAGCACAAAACUGACGAGAUAUAAUGGUAUUUAACUUAAAUGACUUAAAGGGGAACAAACGACGGCGUCAAUUUAGCUGCUUCCAUCACGGAGACAAGGUGUUUGGCACUCGUUGUGUUUGGGUAGUGUCAGCGCCAGUGAAUCGUGCACAGCUUAACCCUUUCACUGCCAGAAUGCAGAUGCCAACAGGAGAGACUUCUGUAGUAGAGUAUUUUUUUUGGCUCAGGGAGAAUAUCACGAAUGUAAAGACAGUGCGUCUCAUUCUCCGGAGACUUGGCACUGGAUUGGCAAACAUGAUAGAAACGAAAGGAUUUGGCAGCCGUCUACACGGCUCUGUAUGCCCACGAGAUAUCAGGAGAAUGUCAUAAUGUGUACGGUAAGGUUAAUUAUACCAAGCCAGGGUGCCAACUUUAAAACAUCAUAGGUAAAUUAAGUUCCAUGUUGUUACCACAAUAUGGUUAUGUGAUAUUAUGGAUUGCCCAUGUCAUGUCACAGCUCCAUGAUUGGGAACCUUUAAUUUGGAAUAUAAUCUUUAACUAGCAGAUACUUUUGAUGAAGUUCAUGGACACUUGUCCAUAAGGAGUUAAUAAAGUUGUCCGUACGCUGUAUAUUGACUACACUGUUCUAUACGCUCACACUUGUUUUGUAACCAGUGUAAAUCGGUGUAGAUCAAUCAUUUCUAUUUGUAUAGUGCACGGUGUGAACAGAAAUGGCCUUAAUUUGCUAUGCGCAGUGCAAGUACAUCUAAUGAUGUCAAAGUGCUGUGUUUUAUGGGUAGUUGUCACUACAUGAAACCAGAGAACAAACAUGGGACUGUCCUGCCAAUCUGUUUCGGCAGUUCUGGGUUAUGUGUAUACAGUGGCCGAUCUACCACUGGUGUGGCUGCAACAAAGGCCAUCGGGUGGACCAUGCUGUUCGGGUCAUCUGACUGCAAUGUGUUCUUAGGAGCCCAGUCAGCGCUGCGGCCCUUUAAUAGCACGAUCGGGACCCUUUACUGAUAACAGCGAGGUAAAGAGGAGGGGCACCUCCAACUCCCAACAGCCUUAGCCAGCUGAUGGGUGCAGAUGGAUGGCUUCCCUGGGCCCAAAGAGGUAGGAAACAGGAGGAUGGCUAAAACAAUUUUUGCAUGUGUGUAUCUGUCAGCAUAUGCCCCUGUGUGUCAGUGUUUGUAUCAGUAUGAGUGUCAUUCGGUGUCUAUGCAUGUUAUGUGUGUACUUCUGUAGAUCUGCAUAUGUGUUAGUGCGUGUCUGUGUACCCAUAUGUAUGUCAGUGUGUGUGACUAUAUCUGAAUGCGUGUCAGUGUAUGUGUAUAUGUGAAUACAUGUCAGCAUUCGAACACCAACACUACACACAAAUAUACCCUUGCAUUCAUAUGUCAACACUACAUACACAGAAACAACUCUACAUUCAAAGUCAAACACUACACACAAGCAAACAGCUGAACAAGGAAUGGACCAGCGCUAAACCAACUAAGAAUACUAUGAUAGGAGGCAGCACCCCUGAUAAUAGGGGAAUCCCCUAUCCUCAAAGAUAACUAGAACAAGUCAAACAACAAUAUACAGGUAGCGCCAAGGAAAAUACUCCAAACACAAUAGUAUAUAAUAAGAAAAACAAUAAAAAACACACAGGAUAUAAAAAGAGCCCACAAUAAAAAAUACCAAAUGGUACGGCACAGUCUCAAAGGUGGCAAUAGAUCUUCUAGUCCUGGUAUGGGACUUUCUUGGUAGCUUUGUUUAAUAGCAACCAUGUAAACAAAUGGCAACAGUGCAUAAAAACACACAACCCUAAAUGCAAAUAAACCCACACAUUCUCCACACGAACACAUCCCUACCUACAAACACUGUUCAGUGCUAAAUACAGUCCUGCAGGGAUGGGCACGUGGUAGAUCCCAAGCUGGCAAAGCAUUAUGGGAGUUGUACAACAGAUCGGGAUCUACCUUUUGGCCAUCCUUGCAGCAAAAACAUUCUUGCACCAGGGCCCUCUCCAUUUUAGUUCUGUCACUGAAUAUACAUAAAACUAAUGUGUUUCGUAGUCUCUUGAGAAAUUAUACAUUUUGGUUAUGUGGAUCUAUAUGCAUAGAAAGUAGUUUAAAAGUUUGAUUUUCUAUAUUAGUUCCACACACAUUGUUUUGUGGUAUAACAAACACCGACACCAGCGGCUAUACAAUGCAGGUGUUGUGGACCGCCUUUCUCGUGAUGCACAGCAGUGGUGUAUCCUGGUUUUGUGCUGCCCUAGGCAGGACAAAACUCAGGCACCCCCCCCCGCGCUACCCCCACCCGCGCAACCGCCACCCAACCCUUCCCCCCUGCUCCGCCUUCUAAAUACACACACACACAUUCACUGACAGAUACGCAUUCACUAGCUAACAGAAACACUCACUCACUAACAGACACACACACUCACAGGCAAACACACACACUCACUAACAGACACAUGCACACACACACUAACAGGCAAACACACACUAACAGGCAAACACACACUAACAGACACACACUUUAACAUACACACACACACACACUAACAGACACACACACACUAACAGACACACACUAACACAAUCACUUGUGUUUUUUUUUUUUUUAUUUAACCCCCCCCAGCCUCCUUACCUUUGGGAAUGCUGGGGGGGUUCUUCCUCUCCCUGGGGUCCUGGGGUCCAAUGGCUGCAGGGCGGGCGGGCGGCUGGCCGGCGAGGGAGCUCUUCCCCUGAGCGGUCUGCUCAGCUCCCUUGCGCGCCACCAGCAGAGUGAGGCUGGGAGCCGGAAUAUGACGUCAUAUUCCGGCUCCCGGCCUCACUCUGCUGGCGGCGCACGAGGGAGCUGAGCAGACCGCUCAGGGGAAGAGCUCCCUCGUCGGCCGCCUGCCCAGCGCUACCCGCUCGGCAUGUCUGUUAGCCGCGAGGCUAACUAGGCAUUUGCCCUGGGCAUUUGGGGGGCGGCUUUUUUGCCGCCCCCUGAAAAAUGCCGCCCAAGGCAAAUGCCUUGUUUGCCUCGCGGCUAAUACGCCCCUGAUGCACAGUGAACCAUUCUAAGUAGCUCAUAAUAGCUGCAAUACCAAAUAUAUGUUGCAAGUGUUUUAGAACAUUGAUGGCCAAAAGGUAUCCAGCAAAGCCUCAUGGUAAUGCAGUUUUAUAACAGCUGGGUAAUUACCUUUUUGAAAACAUCUGCUUUACAAGCAGAGGACUUGACGGUGAAGCCUGUAUCUAUAGUCUACCGUUCAAAAGCACAAAAAACGAAAAAGAAACAAAGUAUCUGAGUUUAUAAACGUUGCAGAUACAUCAGGCUAUCAAAAUAUUUCACGCCUCUGCCUCACGAACAACAACAACAAAAAUAAAUUCUUAAACAAUAGACAUGUCUCUAACAAAUUAGUUAACACAAUUUAUUUUCAACAGAGAGUCUUUGUCACAUGACAGACUGACAUGACAUGACAUAAACAGGCUGGUAUUUUCCAGUCAUCAGGCUGUGAUUAAAGAGCUCUAUUCUAUCAGUUCUUCCAGCAUUUCAGCAGAAUGAUCUCAGCACUAAUUAGAUCUCAGACACGGCGUGUGACCCGGAACAGUGAGGAUUGAAAAAUUAAAAAGUGUCAAAAAAAAAUAAAAAUGUUAAAAAAUCAGGCAGUCUCGAGCGGAUCCGUAGCUAUAAUGUGCAAGAUGAGAAUUUGGGAAUCAACCUAAAAGUGUCAUUAAACAAGCUCAGCUCCACUGUACAGGGAUCAGAGGUUAAUUGAAAGAGCUUUUUAACUUGAAAAUAAUGUCUGGUUUUAUGUGUAAUAAAAAUACAAAAUGUAUGUUAUUUUUAAGAGACUCUUAGUUUUGUAGAGAGAACACAGCUUGCAAUUUUAAAAUUGCUUGCUCUUUCCCACAUGACCAGACCUGUACGUAUUUGUUGAAAUCAAGCUGGGGGUAAGGUCUACCCUCACUCUGUUUGUUCUGUGAGCAAUAUGCUCAUCCCCUCUUAACCAAGAGAUAUAUUUGUAAAACAGAGAAGUCUAUUGACCAAACAACAAAUCAUAGUUAAUUGAACAAACAAUUGUGAAAUUUCAGGAAAGCAGAUAAUCUAGAAUUUUUACAAAUCAUUAAUUUUGGCCUAAAUUUUAUAAUUGUCUACAAUCAAUAAAGCAGUGAUCAUAAACGUCACCCAAACAAAUGUUUUUAGGAGGAGUUUUUUUCCCUUUUAUUUAAAUUAUUAUUUUUUUACAAAUCCCGGUGAAGAUCUUUGAAAACGGAAAUGUUAUAGUGUUUAUUCAAUAACGGGUCAUCUGUAAUAAACUUUAAAAUCGAACAGCCAAAUUAGCCAGCUCUGAAACUAAAUUUCUAACCAAGUUGAAGUCAGAGCUUGAACUUUGAAUUUAGCCUGAAUUAUUACAGUUCAGGUUCACAAUCACAUCGUACUUUGCAAAUACAAAAAUAUUUCCUGGUAACGUGCUAAUUACCUUACUGGCAAAAAAAGUAGAUAUAACCACAAGCUAUUAGGUUCCUCUUAGAUGUCUUUUUUCCGUAACAGCUACAAGCUGUGUAUAGACAGUGAUUCCCAAUAACUAGAUGCUAGCACGGCAUUCAAAAGCAGAUUUUGGGAAGGGACUAAAAAACACCGUAGCUCCCACCCAGCAUUGAAAGAUUAAUACGUUUUUUGGAAUCAUUAUAAUGUAUGUGUUUGCUCUCUUCUUCUUACUCUAAACAUUUCCUCCCCGUGAUGUUGUCUGUGUAAAAUGUCCAGAUAUAUAUGGAGCGUUUUUGGCCCUGGUCCCAAUUGCACUUUGUGUGAUGUGCUUAAUUGGAGUGCUCGGGUUAAUUUUGAGCCAUAUUUUUUUAUAUUUGACGUGUCAGCCUAGAGUGUGCCUCCCCCAACCGCAUUAAGCAGUCAGGAAAUUUAAACAUGACACAGUCAAUCGUUCUGACCAAUAUAUUUAAAUAGGAGCCUUCCAUUGAUUUCUGAGAAGGCAGACACUGAUAUGUAAUAAUUUAGCUACAGAUACAGAACAGAAGGAAAAAAGGACACACAAGUCUUCGUAUCAUUCCGCAAUGCAUUUUAUCCUGACCGCUAUUAUUAUUAGUGUUUAUAUAGUGCCAAUAUUGUCUGCAGUGCUUUACAAUUAUACAUUGGGGAUAGUCAACGACAAGUUGGAUCCUUGGGUGGUAAAAAUCGUCAGAGAUUGCCUGGCUAUGGGUGUUGUGGAAAAGGAGUUGUAAAACCGCUUAAAAACUAUUUUACAAAGACUUCUAGCAUCUUACGCACUAAAAUGAUCUGUGGUUAUUUUGAUUAGAUUGUCCCUUUAUUUUAUUUCAUACUGGCAUUUAUAAAGCGCCUAUAUCUUCGGCAGCGCUGUAAAAGUAAUUCUCUGAAUUGAGGCCUAUAAUGCUUUGUCAGUGUAACCUUAUCUGGUGAUAUCUAUGGGGACUGGCAAUCAAAGCUCAAUGUUUGUGCCACUGCCUCUGGGUUUAAAGCACUAGAACAACUACCCCCCGCUUUAGUGGUUUUGGUAGCCAGCCACAGUAAGGAGUCAAAUUGAUUAAGAAUGUUUUGACAACGUCCUUCUGUCUGACAGGCGCCCAUCAUCACCUCGCCUGAAAGAAGAGUCCAUUAGCUCCACUGAGGUAAACCCUUCUCGGCCUGCGAGCCCGCCCUAAAAAAGCAGAGCCAUUGAACGCCUGCCUGUACCUGCAAGCUUACCUCAGCAGCACAUUCUUAAACAGUGACUACUUCCUGUGGAAUGACAUCAGGCCACUCCUGGCUCUAUAAACACCACUGUAGUGGUUAUGGUGCUUGGAGUGUUCCUUCAAUGGUGUAAGUCUGAAGAUAGUAAAUGUUGUCUCUUUGUAUAAGUUCUAAAUGACUGGAACACCGUUGAAUGAAACACUGAGCAUUGCCUACAACAUGCGCCAACCUGUUUUUUCAUGCCAUGCUCAGUUUUCUUUUCAAUUUAUAUUAAAGAUUUAGCAAAUUACAUCAUAAUCCAGUUUAGACAAGGCAAAGCCAAAGCAAACAUUGCAUAUGAGGAGAACAAACAGAAACAUUGUUUAAUUUCUCCUUUACUCUGUAUGUUUUCACUAAGCUGACUGCCGGGUGCAAAGGACAGAGCGUAUAAUAAUGAUUGUCAGGGAGCUAAGAUGGAGGGAGCCCAGUUGCAGGUUUAGAAAGGUGUCAAUUUCUAGAUUUAAUAAUUUUUUUCUCAUAUCAAAAAUGCGUAUUUAAUAAAUAUAUAAGAUAAGUAAACAUAAUGUUAAAAAUGAUGGGAAUUGGCAGUUCCCCUAUAAGAGCUGGAUGCCAUCUAAUUUGAAGCAAUUAAUUUUAGCUUAUUAAUGCUCUAUGUGGCACGACAAGAAUGCAAAGACAAAUUGAUUUACACUAUGUGACAAGAUGACAAUUGCUGCCUAGUCGCUAGACUUUUCCUUAUAACAGUGAGCAGCCACUGGUUACUCGCUUUUUAGUAAACAUGUCCCUAGUCGAAGCAUGACAGAUAUUUCGUUAGUUUUGUCUUUCAGGUUAUUAAUAGUACAAAGUAUUUAACCAGGAAAGGUACAUUCAGAUUACUCUGGUUUUCAAGUACAUCCUGUGGAUGUUACCUUAGCCCAACAUCCAGGGGUUGUUACUAUUAAUGGUACUCAUUUUAUCUACCUCGGAAGGAUGAAGGGUUCAGUCAACCCUGCCAGGAUUCAAACCUGUGACCCCAAAGGGUUGAAAAAAAUUCUACUGAUGAUGCAUUAGCCCACUGAGCUAUUUCACCAGUUCUUGGUAGACAAUGCCCUAAUCCUUGUGAGAUUGCCAUAAGAAUACCAAAAAGGAGCUAAAUAUUAAAUAGCUUCCUAAUUUGGUACCCUUAAAUAUGGCAAACACACAAGGGUACCCAGUUUAGGAAGUUACCUACCAAACGGCUGCUAGAUGCAGCCACAGCAAGGAUCUGCAUGUCAAAAUGAAAAUAAUCGCUGAAUUUAGUUUGAAAACAAAUGAACAAACAUAGGGAAUUCAAUUCAGAAAAAAUGAAAAUGUAGUCAGUGACCAAGUCUUUUACAUAAAUACAUUUUAAACAUUAGAUAUUGUUUUUGGGAAGUGCUUCCUACACAGUACACAAAGUGCAAAAAAAAAUAGCUUCCCCCCAGUUGGCCACAAAGAAAAUCAAUUCUGUAAGAAAACAUAUUUGUAAUUAUCAUUGUGAACUGUGUGUUUAAUUGUAAAUAUUUCCAUUAACAGGACACGUUUUACAAUGUUUCAUCAUCUGCAUUUUGCGCACUUUUUAAAUUCCACGUCAGUAUCACAUAUAUCAGAAGCAUACUGUAUGUGUAGAGAAUACAUUUACAUUAAAGUUUUCAUGUUAAAAAAAAUAAAACACACAUACACCAACACCCCUUAUUUAACCACUACAGCAGCAGGCUCAUCAGAGCCAACGCAGAAGCUUCAAGUUCUCGAAUCAGAAGGGAAGGUGCAGGGAGCUACACCUGACAGACCCAAGUUAAAAAGUCAGACUGUUAGAAAACAGUUUGACCAAUCACAUCCAGGCACCAUAACCACACAGUGCACUGUAGUGGUUAUGGUGCUUGGAGGUUUUUUUUUUUUUUUUUUUUAUCAUGCUACCUACAUUGCUACAUGCUUAAAAAAUCCACUUAUACCCAUUUGGAGCAAUAUAAAAACCGAUUUAUCCAUGACAACCACAAACUUUGCAUGUAUCUAUAUCAAAAAAAUCAACCCUAUUCACUUGAUACUUUUUGUUUUGUUCUAGCAACAAGGAGCGGCCACGUCUAUCUACUGCGCUGUGUCCCCAGAGCUAGAAGGCCUAGGAGGGAUGUAUUUCAAUAACUGCUGCCGAUGCCUUCCAUCACAGCAGGCCCAGCGAGAGGAGACGGCGGCGGCCUUGUGGGAGCUGAGCGAGAAGCUGAUCCAAGAACGAGUUGGCAGUCAGUCCAAAUAGCAGGGAGCCGCCAUUAGGAUCAAAACACAUGGAGUUGUGUGCACUAGGAAACUGCCAGCUUUGGAAUGUGUCCAAACUUAUCAUCUAGAGGGUUUCUGUAUACCUCUGAUACAGAUUAACUAGUGUUAAAUGAAAUAAUGGCAGUCACAACAUAGUGAAAAAUGUUAAGUACUAAUGGGAAGCAGGGAAUACGGUGGGGUUAAAGGGAUGAUAUCUCUUUUCUUGUUGUUAGUUAAGCACAUUUUCUUUUGUCUUUUAAUUAGCGUAUGUAACCAAGAUUGUGAAAUAAAUAACCGAGCAAAAUAAAAACAGCAGAUCGAUGGGGCCAAGUAAAUUACAAGCCGUUUAAUUUCUGCAUGGAAUGUAAUGGAUCCUGAAGAAGGCACAAGAAAUACUGUGAUGUUGGUGGUUUGACAAUUUAAUGAAAUAUAGACCCAUUUUGCAAAAGAAAAAAAAAAAGAAUGGAGCUUGUAUUGAAUAGAUUCAAUCGUGAUGGUUAGUCUUGGAAAUACAACCAAUUGUGAGUUACAUUUCCCACGAUGCACCACCAGCUGACAGACUGAUUGAGCAUCAUUGGAAUGUGGACCACAAUCAUAGUAUUGCUGUCUUUUCUUUACGGAGAUUGUGAACCAGAACGAAUAUUAAUAAACACACAGUGGAUAACAAGUUUUAUGGAAUUCUGUGCUCUAUGUUCGCGUGACAGGGACAUAGUGGUAUUUAAAGUUAUAUAGAGGGUUUUGUGUGGUAAGCAUGAGGGAUGGGCACUCUGGG
Molecule: messenger RNA, 69265 nt
Organism: Pelobates cultripes (western spadefoot toad)
Lineage: Eukaryota; Metazoa; Chordata; Amphibia; Anura; Pelobatidae
Source: the annotation of a GenBank genome assembly